Xyrichtys novacula (pearly razorfish) is the source of this 47964-nucleotide messenger RNA. NCBI's taxonomy places the organism in Eukaryota, Metazoa, Chordata, Actinopteri, Labriformes, Labridae. The record is from the annotation of a GenBank genome assembly.
AUUCUCGCGAGGAUUCCUCCCCUUUACUACACGCACACACAUACACACACAAUCAUCAUCACUCCACCUCCUCCUCCUCCUCCUCCUCCUCCUCUCAGCAGCCCCUCCUUUUCCGUCUCUUGCUCGCCUCUAUCCUCUUCAGCCUUGCCUGCCUGUCAGAAAGGUACUCCAGUAUUGGAGGCUAGGCUACCCUCCUCCCGGACCCCGCACGAGAGAGAGCCAGCCACCGUCGUACCCCAAGGCUCGGGCUCCCCCACUCAGCGGCUCCAACCAUGGCAACCACCGCUACUUCCACCCGGUUUACCGACGAGUACCAGCUGUACGAGGAGCUCGGGAAGUAAGCAGUAGUCUCAGCAUUACAGUGUGUGCAUCGUGUUUGUCUUGUCGUUUUGUCCCCCACCCCCGCAACCUCGCCUCACAUUAUUACUGGUUAGCGAGCUACGAGGCAGUAGCUCACCAGAAUAGCUUCAAGACUUGUCAUUUUCAGCGCAUAAAUAAUGUGUCAGUUCGUGUAUAUACGAGUGUGUUAUUGUAGUGGUGCAGUCAGGCUGGAUAACCGUCGCUAACGGCUAACUAGCAGAGAACAGCGCACUAACGUACAGUCACUAGCCAACCAGCUACCAUGCUGAUAUUGAUAAACUAGCCGAGUUAGCCUCACUAGCGUUGCGUCUUUUAGUCACUAAUGGUGAUGUGGUUGGUGCAUUAACAGCUGUUGCCCCCCCCCUUACCCACCCACCCUCCCCGUGUUUGCUAGCCGGUAUUUUCUGGUCUGCUGGAGGCGUCACCGGGGCCCCGAGAGACGCUUUGGAGACGGUAGCCUGUGUGACAUUUCACCGGCCCCUGGGUCUCUGACAGCUCCGUGCUUGGCUCGAUACACCAAAAAGGCUGCGGUCGGUAGCUAACUAGGCCGACCACUUUUUUUUUUCUUCCUCUCCCCCCUACCCCUGAGCAGCUGCAGAUGAUUUGUGUAACCGUGUUGAGUAACGUUACGUACCCCUGGAUCACUAAUGAGGAAGUUAUUUCCUCUGCGUUGAUGUUUGCGCUGUAAUGUCCGCACACCAGCUGGCCGGAUCAUCACGUCGUGUUAUCCUUGAAUGUGUUGUGGCUUAAUUCCACUUUGAGCAUUGUCAGUAUUAGCGGUAAUUUUAUGUGCACUGUGCAAGAGGCAGUGACGUGUUUUCUCGGUAUUCUGAGGACCGGGCCACUACCUCAUCUGUUUCAUCACCAUCAUCAUCAUCAUCAGCAGCAGCAGCAGCAGCAUCUGUUGUUCUUGGCCGGCGAAGGCUCUUCCCCCCACCCACCCCAUCCCCCUUGUUGUACCCAAACCAGAGGCUGCAGGGCGACACUGGCCUGUCAUGCAGACUGAAGGUCAAAAUGCGAUUUUGAUGUAGAAACAAAUCAUGUUUCAUCUCACGCUAGGGCUGGGUGACAAAACAAUAACGAUAUAUAUCAAGAAUUGAUUUCCAUAGUCGUCAUUUUGCUGUGUUUUGGUAAACUAUACAAAUAGCCAAUGAAAAGGGGAGUUGCUCCAGGUCUGCUUCGCGCUAAACCGAUCAUGUGCUGAAUUAGAAACAAAUAGCUAACAACAGCGUAGUAGCAGGCUGCAGCGACACGCAACCAUUGCACUUAAACACGGUGAGAAACAGUGUUGUUUUUGUUGAUGAUGACGUUGAUGAAUAUUUCAUCAACGUCAUCGUCAACGAAAAUAACCAAUAUUUCGUCAACGCCCCUUUUUUCUACGACGAAGACAUGACGUUGACGAGCUAAACAUAAGUCUUAGAUGACUAAAAUGUUGCAUUUCAUCAGUCAAACGCUUAACAUAUAUUCUGCAGUGUUGUUUUCAUUGACGAUGACGUUGAUGAAAUAUAUUCGUCAACAUCAUUGUUAUCGUCAAUGAAAACAACACUUGUGAGAAAUAAAGAAAUGCAGAUGAAGGCUCAACAGAUGAUGACAUCGUCAACAACACCGGCAUGAAAACGUAGGUGGUGUGGAGGUAUUUUGGUGCAGAGUAAUGUGCACUGCAAAUUAUGUCGAGUACAUGUUUUCGCAAAGUCGGGAAAUAACUCGAAUCUUUUCCACCACCUGAAGCAGUGCCACGCGGCAGAGGACGUGCAAUGUAAAAGGUUACAAACCCCGAGUGGAGCAAGGAGCCCAUGGCGCCUGUGCAGCUGAAACAGCCGACCAUUCAGUCUGCUUCCUCUAGCGCAACGCCUUACGACAUGUUGAAGAGACGUAAAGGCUAUGUUCACACUGCAGGUCAAUUCCGAUUUUUUAACUGUAUGUGACACAUAUCUGGUUUUUUUUUCAUGUAAGUGUGAACAGUGCAAUUCUGAUUUUUUUCAAAUUUUGAAUGUGGAUAUAAAUCAGAUAUGUAUCCGAUGUGACUGCAGUGUGAACGCUCAGGUCGCGUUCAUCCGACCUAUACGUCAUCAAUAUGCGACAAACGUCACCAUUGUUCGACAACACAAAAAUGCGUGGAAAGCAAUUUGUGCUAUGUGCGCAUGUGGGUCACUUCACAGACUCAUUCAGUUUACAUUAGAUGCCGCAUUUAUUGUUGUAAUGUGAACGACCGCACAAAAGAUCGGAUUAAACAAAAAAUCUGAGUUGUGCAUAAGAACCUGCAGUGUGAACGUAGCCAAAGACCUCACAGAUGCAGUAGCUUAUUGUAUUGCAAAAGACAUGCUACCAAUAAGCACUCUUAAAUUUCAUAUUUUAUAUCGUGAUAUAUAUCGAUGUUGACUGAUAUGACAAAAAUUAUAUCAGGAUAAACUUUUUCCCAUAUCGUCCAGCCCUAUCUCACGCUGCACAAUCUACAAUUCUGUCCACAUUGCAGUAAACAAGCGUCACCUCCAACCUUAAAGCCUCUCAACUCUGCGUAUCCCAGUGCAUUAUGAUUCAUAACGUCUCACUCACCAUCAUACCUUCUAUCAGGAGGCUGCUCUGCUGUUGAUUCAUCCAGCCUCAUUGCAAAAACUGCAAAGUUAUCUCUACUCUGUUCCCAUUCAAAUACAGCAUGUGUGAUAUCGGCACACAGGACGCAUUCACAUCAGCAGUACUUCUUGUUCAUAGUCACAAGGUAAAAGUAGGUUCAAAUACUUGAAUGCAAUUAAGAGGAACAGGUUGUACUUGAAUACUUGUGAUCACACUUGUGUAGGAUUUUGAAAUGUCUGCAAAAUUGUUUGUGUAUUAGCCAUUGUUUAAAACUAUGUAUAUUAAUAUUAAGUGAUAUUUUUUGCACAAAUUUCUCAAUUUCUCAUGAAACAAAAGGAUCUCAAUUUCAGUAACAGUCCCUGCUUUUUAGUGAAGGAUUAGCAUAAAUAAAGACACAACAGCUUUAAUUUUCCAGCCGCCGUUUCUACUCUCUUGCCGAAUAAUUGACAGUAAUCGAUGGCGCUGAUUGCACAGGCAGUACACACACAUAUGCACACCUACACAUCCUCCUCCAUAGUGGAUCCGGGCUUUACCGCUCCUGCAUCUUCAGUGCACUGACCACUUACCUCGGCUUAUGUUUCUGCUCCCGUUUGUUAAUGCAUCUUGCUCCGUCAUAGGCUAUUAACAUCAAGGCCCUGACUUGUGCUUCUGUCACCUGUCACCUCUCAUUUACUGGUAAAUAAUUGAAACAAGGAGCAGAGUGGCUGGAGCAGAGUGCAGCAUAAAAGUAGCAGCUCUCCGUAUAUCAUCAAAAGUAGUAAAAGGCUGCCGUCCCCUUUAAAGACAGCAGCUACAUAGAGGCAGAUACUGCAGGCUGUACAGGCUCUAUGAAAAUCAUGCAUAAUUACUCGUCCUAUGGUGCUCAAAACCGAACAGUCACUGAAGCAGAAAGCAGGUGAAAAUGUAUGGAGCGUUCAACUAGGUCAAUAUGAAACUCCUCAGAGUGAGAGUUGUUAAAAGUGUGUUACGCACUUCCUUUCUUUUUCCUCGAGCAGAUUGAUAAGUGAGCGUUGUUACCAUGUGAAUGUCUUCAAUAUGCCCAUUGUUGUAUGUGAUGCAGCCUGUUCUAUAUGCUGGCUGGUGCAAAUUGAAUUUCCUUUGUGGGCUGCUGGUGGUAUUGUGUUGUGCGCCUAUCAAAAAAUGAGAUGAAGUAUUCAGCUCUUUAUUUACAAUAAAAACAGCCUAAACUCGUGUUUGCACUCGAGAGUCUUGUUAUACAGGUGCUGGUUUGCUUGAUUGUUGCCCACACUGAUGCUCUGUUAGUAAUGACUGUAAACUGUUUGUGUAUUUGUGUGUGUGUGAGAGAGUGAGAGAGAUCAAGGUUGUUAGCAUACACACACAAAACCAAACCACCGCCAUAAAAAUAAGAGCAGUUUCAAAAUGUCACACUUUGCGCAUGUGAGAAAGAAAACGAGCGUGUGUAAUGGAACUGAUUUUUGGUUGUUUAUGUUCUUCUUUCUUAGGGGAGCUUUUUCAGUGGUGCGUAGGUGUGUAAAGAAGUCAUCAGGACAGGAAUAUGCUGCAAAAAUCAUCAACACUAAGAAGCUGUCGGCAAGAGGUAUGGUAACACCACACACUCCAACAGACUCUGAAUUUUGCAUGUUUGCCUUUUUAUCUUCUGGAUCCAAAAAAAUGAGCUACAUGCUGCUUUGACGACAGCUGUCAUAAAUGGCACACAGUAAUCUUUCUAUAAAUUAUAUAAAGAAGAAGAAAUGUGACUGGACUGCUUCAUCCUAUCACUGAAAAAACUGUUUAAUAUUUCCAUGAAAGGUACAGCGUUUAGUAGAACAGACUUCGUUGAACUUAAUGUCGUAUAUUAGCAGGAUGUCACCCUCCCCCAAGCCGCCAUGUUGGACCACUAUGUUUGAACAGUAGCACAAAAAGAAGAAGCUAGAAAGGCCGGUCCUUCUUGUGCACAUAAGAAUUUGUAUCGGUCAGAGAUUUUGAUGGUGAAAACUUGAUAAAUAGCGGAUGAGAGUUAUCAUGUAUCAGAGGUGCUUCUUGUCCUCAAAGGCUGCUGUUGCUUCUGGAAUUUUGCAAUUUCACAUUGAGAGAGAUCAGCAAGGGAGCAUUUCAACCUAGAAUCUGACUGAUAUUUCCACUCAUUCCCAUUUAUCUUUCCUUUUUUGCACAUCCAAUACUAUUUUCUUCUUCACUGGUGUAACAGUAUAAAGUAUAAAAACACCACUGCAUUGUUGAUUAAAAGACUAAUCAAUAUCAGAUGAAACGAGAGAUGAUUAGAGUUCUGAUCCAGUACCUCACAUCCAGUAUGUUUACAUGACACUCGAGAAAACUGAAUUAUUGCCUUACUCUGAUUAAGACCGGACAACUGAAGUGCAUAUAAACACCUUAGUCCAACUAUAAUCGAAGUUUGAGAACUCCGAUUAAGACACCCAGAUAAUGCGAUUGGAAUUCAAUUCUCUCUACCAUUUAACUAGCGUAGUCGGUGUAUGAUCAGACAAUGCAUUUGCGCGUGCGCCCCAUAACCACGAAACAAAAAUACCAAAGAAGAGAAGUAGCAUGCAUCUCAUCUGCAGAAAAAGUAGCGUGUACGAUGCUCCAUCUUCUUGCUCGAAAAUGCCCAGCAGCAGUUGUAGCCACUUCUAACGUCAGGCACGGACUUGCUGUUGUUGUUGACAGUUGUACGGGGUGGGUAACAUCGCUGCUGAAAAGACCCAUAUCGCCCCCUAGUUUUGGGGACUUGGACACGUUAACGCCAAUAAUUCAAUUUUCUUAGCUGCAGACAAGGAAAGAAGUCAGAUUCGACUUGGCUCAUGUUGCCAGAAAGAGCUACACGGCUGCAUGGAAACUGCACAUUGUGGACUUUGCUGAAUGCAAUUUUAGGUCUUAGCACAGGAAAACUGUUCAGUUUUUCCUCCCAGAGGCUCCCAAAUCAGACUGUGUUUUCUGUACCUGUGCUUGACUUAACAGCGCUAAGUAGUGUUAGUUGCUCUGGCUUAUCAGGAGUAAUCGAGGGAUAACUUCCUGCCCUGGUAGUGGUACUGUGUAGCAAUUUUGAACCGUUUUAAUUUCUCAGCAUAUGUAUAACUGACUCGUCCAGCCUAAGGGGAGAGUACACAGUCGAACACAGUUGUCCGCUGCUAUAGGAAAUCUUCAUUCAAUCACCUGGUCUACUGGGAGCUCUUAUCAGCAACCUUUCGGUGCCCUAAUGGCCCUCUUUAUAAAAACUCUAUUGAAUAACUUUCUGUCGCUCCACUGCGGUUUCAUUAGAAAACACCGGACUGUGAACGGAUUGAUCCAAAUUUCUGCGAGGCUCUUCGUGAAAAGGGAACAAAAAUAGGAUUCAAACAAAGCCGGAGGAACACGCAGAGGACGCGUAACACUAUUCCUGUCUCUCAUUGUUGCGUCUCCUGAAUAUUAUUUGUUGCGUCACUCGCUGUGUCUCAGCACAGAUCCACACCCACAUGCACAUGCCUGCUGUGUCGUAACAGUGACGUCGGCUCGUGUUAGUGUGUCAGAUCCUCCUCUUGGCUUCAGACUCAGAUACUUAAUUGCCUUCUCCUAUUUUGAAUCUUGACAAAUUAGGCCUGCACUCUUUCCUGACAUUCACACACACCUGGCUUCCUUUGUCCUCCUUUUUCUGCUCACACACACACACACUCUCUCUCUCUCUCUCUCUUUGAUUAGCUUUACGUCCUCUCUUUCCCUGCAAGCCUCCCUCACUCAUUGCCUUUCUCUUGCAAAGGGGGAUUGGUUUGUAUUGAGGCUAAUCCACUUAUGCUAAAUGUAUCUCAUCAACCACUAAGACCCCACAGAUUCCAUAGGCGCCUCCCUGUUUGCCCUGUUGUUGUUGUCUCUGUCUGAAGGCAUGUGUGUGUGUGAAAGAGACAGAGAGGGCAGGGAGUAACACUAAUAGAGUAUGUCUGCAUUGUGAGGCAUCUGCGAGUGUGUUGUAAUACUGUUAUUGUUCUAUCCCUGCCAUCAAGUGUCCACACAGGCCAGCUCCUGGUAUUAAUGUCCCACCAAGGAAAAGUAAGAGCUCAGCAGAAAACUGUUGGCUCUUUGCAGGGGCAGGCAGCACAAUGUAGGCCUGUGUGUGUACGUGUAUGCCAGAGGAGAAGAAAGCUGUCCAGGAGAGCCGGAGGAGGAGGAAGAAGAGGAGGAGAUUUUUUAACAAUGUAGUCUUGCAAGGAGAUCAGCAACUCUCCAAACCAGGGCAGCAAGGUGAAAUGAGACAAAGAUGAGGCACGAUAGAGCGAGCGCAGGAGGGAACGAGAGGAUUUUGUGCAGAGUGGAGAAUCACUGUAGGCCGCACGGCCAGUGUAACACGCACCUACACGCACAUAAAACCCCAACGUCCGCACUCACAGGCAGCCAGUGCGUGAGCAGGCAGCUUGCCUGGUAGGAUUUGGGUGGGUUUUUUUUAGCCUGAUGGGGCGAGUGUGACCUCACGCGUGGCCUGGUGGGUAAGUCUCUCAAAGCUCUGGUAAACACUGCAGUAAUCUGAGGAGGGGGAAGGGGGGGAAAGGUAGGAAGGAAGGAAAUGAGAGAAGGAAGGUAGCAAGGGGAGACAGAAUACAAGGGAUGGAUGUAGGAAGAUGGCUGUGAGAUGGUCCGGCCUACAGGCAGUUUGGGGGUGGAUGCGUGUGGGCAGUAUGGUGCCUUGUAUGCGCACACGCAUCCACAAAUAUACAUCCAUCUGAUUCUCUUCCUGAAAGAGUCUUUCAUAGUUUCUCCACAAACUUUUUUCUGGAGACCUUGUGUCAGCAGUUAACCAGACAAAUAAAGACAGUAAAUCCCUUAAAAAUUCAAAGAAAAGCACCUAUAGGAAGAGGACAAGACGAGCCGACUUAAGAUUGAUUUGGAGAAAUUAUCAGUUGACCUGUACAAAGAAAAAUAUCUAAACUAAAUCGAGAACAUCAGGAUAGAUUCUUUUAAAAAUGUUCGUGUUCGUAUUUGGUGCCUAAAGUGUUAUGAUGGCGUGAAACAAGUGUCAUUGUGUUGAGUGAAUGCUCAGUUUUAUUUCUCGUCUAUGAGUAGAGUGAAUGUGAAAAGUGGCUGGCUGCUGCAUUGUCUGCUGCAACAUUCUGUGUGUUUGUCAGUGUGUGCGUGUAAGAAGGGGUAAAGAGAGACAGGGUGAGGCAGACCAUCUACUCUGAGCACCACCCUUAAACCUCUGUCCCUGAAAGUAUUUACUGGUGUCUGUUGUUAUUUAUUGCAAAACGCUGUUGCAAAAUUUCUCCUAAGUCCAGUUUGUUCGUCUCCUGCAGACAAAAUCUUUCUCUUUGUUAUUAAUGACAAACCUCUAAACCUCCAGGACUAGGCAGUCCCCUCUUCCAGGGGUGUAGCUUGAUCCCAGACCUCUUCAUCACAGCCGACAUUUCCACUUAUUUGAGAGGCUUUUGAGCAGGCCUGGUGUUGCACUCAUUGUUGGGUAUUCAACCUAAUUCGAGGAGAAGUCGACUCUUUAGAACUUGUAGGUUGGGACAAAAAAGGCAUGCUUUAUAUUUGCCUUUCAGCCUUUUCUUCCAAAAAGCUCUUUCGCCAAGGAGACUGCUGUUGUGGUCCCGUGUGAAAAACCCCAAAUUUAACCCAAACCUUCUUUUUCUUAACUAAGCCAAUCAGUCUUGAUGCUUGAUGCUUGGAGGAGAUUCUGAAAACCUGAUAAAACAGACAUUUUUGGUUUAACUUAGGCAGUUGACCUACUCAUUCACUUCAGCUUAGUCCCUCCUCAAACUUUGACACUAUAUUUCCUCCACAACCUGAAGGAUUCCUUCAUGAAGGUCUGAAGGUAAGCUUAGUCUUAUUUAUGACGGAGCUACCUAGCUAAAAAGUGGUAGAGAAAAUGGCUGAAAAACUGUAGAGCUUAACUGUGGUCCGCACAUUUAUAUACGACAAUUUAAAUGGUCAUGUAGAGACAACAACAGUCAAGUUAGUAUCUUAACUUGCACCAGUGUAUUAGAUAUUGUUUUUUAAAGGGGUUUAACUGUCUUACUAUGUGAAGACCGACAUCGUGCUCACAGGAAGCCGUUCCUUAGCUCUUUCUGGUUAUAUCUGUUUUCACCAACCCGUAAACUACCAGUAUGGAAGUUGAGCUCAGCAUACGUUCAAGUUGAUGGUUGAUCCAUGACCUGACACAGUAGCCGCCUGAUAAUUAAAGUAUUUCUGAUCUACUCCAGAAUAAUAACCUGGUCUCAUCAAUGUUUUAAGCUUUGAUCCAUAGCACAAUGUUUGUCCUUCCAGGAGCCUCUUGACUCACGUAUGUGUCGACCAAAGCAAUUCUAUGUAGGCCAGCAGACAUUUUUAAGCCAUUUGCAUAUUUGCAUUAUGCUACAAGCACCUAUCUAUGUAGGACUUUGCAUUUUAUGUGUUUUAAUGUUACUGAAUUUUAAAUAUUUGGUUAGGGUUAGCCACUGCAACUCCUACUCUUGCCCAUACAGUCAUGGUGUUUGAUGGUGCUCUUUGCCCACAAAGUUGAACACACCAACAUAAGCCGCCUGGUCUUCCAUCCUCUUUCCUUUCAUGCGGUAUCCUAUCCUCUGUCCUGAGCAAGAAUUCUACUAUGCCUCCUUUUUUUUGUACUUAAAAGGGUAUUCAGUUUCAUAGCAACCGAAGCGCCUCAGCUCAAAAACCGUUGCACCUCCAAAGCGCUCUUAAGGGUUUUCCACCUGGCAUCUCUCCAGUAAGGGGAAAAACACUUUGGACACACUGCUUCAAAUUACUAGAGAGAGACAACUGAUGGACGGUUUUUUGUGUAGUGGUUACCAUGUUGACCUAAUGGCAGUUAUAUAUGCAUUUCCUUCACUGUGUAGGAGCAAUGGGUUUGAACAUUUAAGAUCUAUAUUAUUAAAACAAGCUUUAAAAGGCUUGUAAUGUUAGUUCAACAACUUUUGAAGGACAGUUGAAGAUAGGUGGGUGUGACGGUUAUUUAAAUCAAGUGGUUAAAACCUAAACUGGUUUAUCAGAUUUUUAAAAAUGACUUAUUUGAGUUUUUAUGAAGUAUAGUCUCAAUUCUAUCGUUUGAUUGAUGGAUUUUUAGAAGAGUCUUAAGUCGGGAUGAGUUAUGAAGUGAAGGGAUAACUCUGUAAAAUAGAAUCAAGAGAUGAAUGUUGCCAACUGCUUGCUUCUCUAGUUAUACCAACUUGUCAACCGCACGAUAGCAAUACACAGCAGUUUGCAGAGCCAUAAACAAACUUCAACCAAAAAGCCACUCUAUAGCCACAGAUAAUGCUCAGAACAGCACCUAACUUCAUCAACAAUACAUAAAGGGUCCUAGCCAUAGCACUAGCCACCAAACAUCUUUUUAACUUUGCCUAGUUUCUUCAGCAGAGAGACCAAACACAACUCACCAACACCCUUCCAGCAGCAGCUUGUUUGUAGCGAGACCUCGGGCCAGUCUAUUAUGGACUGCUGAGGGGUGACGCAGCUCAAGGAAGAACAUUUCUGAUCAUUUGUUGCUAUAGAGUGGCAUUUUGGAUAAGGUUUCCUGAGACUGCUGUGUAUUGCUAUCGUGCGGUCGUUACUAAAGUUUGUGUAACUAGAGAAACAAGCAGUCGGCAACAUUCAUCUCUCAAGGGGGUGUCUAACUCAGUGUCACGGUGUGUUUGACCCUAACUUAAUUUUAUGCCGGAAUAUCCCUUUAAGAUUGCUUUGUGUCUGUUUUCUUCAAUUUGAUGGAUGACUCAGAUUAUAUUGUGUUUUAACAGCACCGUUUGCAGACAUCAGGAAAAUAUGUGUCAUGAUAAGUGAUCUGGUUGUCUAUGGCGUCACUCUUGGCAGCCACAGUCGAUAACCAUUGACAAAGGGUUUUGACCAAUUAGAAUUGAGUAUUUAACACAGCCUGGUGAUUAGUAAGAGAGCCAAGAAGCAAAUACUUGAUCCUCUUUUGUCUCUGGGUACUUACUAAGGUGGGAUUUUUACGCCCAUGUUACGCCUCGUAUGCAAUUUGCAACCUGUAGAGGGCGGGGCUAGGCCGCUGAGUAGCGUCAAAGCUGGCAGUAUAGAACAGUGCAGCGUUUCUAAGCAUGUCUGUGUGUGUAAGUGGCACUCCUGCCGUGUGUUAAUGAACCACGCGUUUUGUGCCUCCACCACGAUGUAAUGCGAUGUGUAACCACACACUAGGAUGCCAAUAUUACGCCGUUUCAGGAUGCUAUGUGUAAGGCGUAGUGAUGGCAGAAGUCUGUCCCAGCACUAGUGGGGAAUUACAGUGUGAAAGAGGCUUCUGUGUUAAAAGCAGGAACCACGAUUGUGUCAGAUUUUGAAAACUACAUUUAAGGAUCUUUCACUGCAGCUCAGUAGAUAUUAGCAAGGAGAACACUUACAUACAAGAAACAGUGUGUUCUAGGAAAAAAGAGCCUCUUGAUGCAUCUCUACCCAAAAAAUACUUUGAGUUUUCGGGUUGAAGUAACCGUCCAAAAGAAAGUGCUGUUAUGUUACAGUUUUGAUGUGAACUCUCCGACUGAUCUGAGUCCUUAAGCCUUCCAUCAAAUGUCAGUUUCGUAUGUUUGGCGGAGAGGGAAGGGUAGGGGUAGAGGUUGGGGCAGUAGGACGGGGUAGGGCCGGAGAGUGUGCCGGGUCCUCUCCAUCCUUCUCAGCUGAUGUAAGAUGGCUGUGGGCCCGCCCCGUAGCAAAGCAGAUGGCCAAUUAGAGAGCAGCAGGAAGUGCCAGUAAUUACCCUGCAGCCCUCUCUUUCCUGUCGUCUUCUUCUACCACACACUCUCGCACCAACAAAUAAGGAGAUUGAAUGAAUUAGUGAGUGCUGCAGUGACACUGCACCAGGGUAGACGGUAGUACACAAACACACUUACACACACACACACACACGCACACGCACACAGGGGAGCUGUGAUCCUCCUCUAGCAAAUGGACGUUCCAUGUAAUCCUCCCUCCUUCUCUCUCUCUGUCUGUCUGUCUCUCGGUCUUGCGUCACCGGUGUAAUUAGAAGGAGGUUCAGGUCUCUCCCUUAUUCACUGACUUUCUCUCGGAUGAGGAAAAUCUAUACCUGCAGGGAGAUGAAGGGAAGGCUAGAGGAAGAUGGACAGAGCCUAAAAACACAAUGACUGCAGUGUUAAAGCUCGUCCAGGUAAGCAACAGGUUAGAGAAAGGCAGGGGAAGAAUGGGGCAGACGUGACAUCCAGAGAAGGUGGAGAUUGCUGCAGAGAGUGCGCCCUAAUUAUUCCUGUACGUUCUUAAAUAUGUAAUGCUUUUGUAGAAGAACAGUUGGGUAAGGUGACAGCUGAUUGCUCAGCAACAGCAUAUGAAUUUUAUCUGCGGUUGUUGCUGCACUGGGGAAAUGAAUGCAAAUCUAAGAGAGCCUGCCUCUGUGUGGUGCAAUCGCACUAGAGCUGCUGGGUUGGAGUCAGCUCGACCACAGCGAUAACCCGCAUGUUUCCACACAUACACACGCACACACCGGAGCCACGCAGGAUCCUCACCACAGUUCUCACACACGACCUUUGACCUGAGCUACAUGGCUCGAAAAGUGACAAGAGGGAGCAGUUUAACAGUUUCAUGUGGUUGACACACUGACAUCUUGUACAAACAGGCGUACAUACUGCUACAGGAUUCAGUCAAAUCCCCAACAAGGAUGUUUGUUUGGACAUGAGUGUGUGUGCGUGUGUGUGUGUUACGAGCGUCCCAUCCAAGCCUGAAGAGCAAACACUCCAAUGUUUUGUCUAACUGUGCUUCACACUAACCCUUUACACAAACACAUAGACACACAUACUCUGGCAAGCGCAACUCCACACAGCCUGCUUUGUAUCCACAAACAGUUUAAUACUCUUAAAUCAAACUAUACACGCCAUGAGGUCAACGGUAUUUUACUGAAAUGCACCUGUUACCUCUCAAAGGCAAAUGCAGCCACUUACCUUAAACAAAGUGGUUUACUCUGAGGUCAGAGUCACGGCCCGAAACAUUUGCCUUUAAAUACACAAAACAAAUCGAUGUGGCACAAAUAAGCUCUCGCUUUAUCAAUAUUUGCAUUGACAUACUUAAUUUAGCGGUGUGAUCAAGCUGUCUCAGUGACUGAUGCUUCAAUAAACAAUCAUUACAAAGGAAACACGGGUGAGUCAGUGGAAGUUUAAUAACAGUCAGCAAGUAUUCACACGCAAGGUUUUACGACUAGACGUUGCCUCAGCCUCUUUAAGGGACUGUUUAUAUUAAGGGUGGGACGGAAUAUUGAUUUCGUAGUACAUCAUCUCAACCUGUGAGCUGUCCCAUGGCUGGUGCCACAUAUUUAUAAUUUAGCAUUGUACUGUGCUAAACGUUAUUGCAUCGUAUCAUAUGGUAAAGGAUUGUAUCCUGUAUCAUAUCAAAUUGUGGGUUAUAGAGCCUGACCGAUAUGGAUUCUUUGGGGCAGAUGCCGAUACCGAUUAUUAGUGGGGGGAUCUGAUCACCGAUUAAUCGGCCGAUUUUUUGAAAUUUUAAAUUAAGUUAUAAAUUUUUUUUAUACUGCAGAUAUCUACAGUAGAUAUCUGCAGUAUACUAUAUAGUGUAGAUAUACUGUAGGCUACUUGUCUCAACGCCAACAAAAAGACCGACUGAUCAAACUCGGACCAUAAAAGCGUUUUCUCCGCGUCGUAACUCAGAUUACACAUUUCCGGUCCGAUCUCAUCUGGAGACAUGCAGCUGCCUCAGUAAGAGAAGUAACUCGAUCACGUAAUGUGUACUGUUGUUUAUUCUACCGUUACUGGCACGGCUAACAGUGUAGCAAGGCUAAUAGCAGGUGGCUAACUCUAACUUUAGCUUGCAUAUUACAUGGUGCUUCACCGUUAACUCGGCGUGACCGAGACCGGCACAGCAGGGAACAUCGUGAAGAAGGUUGAACUAAAACUUGUUGACUUAUUGUGUACUUCACAAAUUGGUUUAUUUACCGCUGAGGUGGACCACUCUCCUCCAUGCGUCCCUGAGCUGCCUGCUUCAGAUCCUUCACUCUGCUGUGCUGUGAGGUCAUUAGCGGGUGAAGAUUGUCAUGAUGUCGCUGCGCCAUCUACAGGAUAAGUCGGGGAACUUUUCAAAUGGUGGAACAUUUUCAAAGUGAAACCGGAUCUUAUUCUCCGCAUUUUAUUUCUGUAAAUAUAGGUGAAAAUCAGCGAAUUUUGGUCGAUAAAUCGGUCGGGCCCUAGUGCAUUAUAUAUUAUCACAUUGUAUUGUAUCAUAUUGUGUAAUGUAAAAUUUGAUAAUUCAUUGAGUACUUAGAAUAAAAAUAGAAAAAAUGAGAGUCAAAGAUUGCCUCCCCUCUGACUCAAAGAACAUGAUUAAGUGCUUAUUUGCUACAUAUACAGUAAGUGAAUGCGCUGACAGCACUGGCUGCAUUAAACUGGUUGUAAAUGUAAACUGAGCAAUGGCAUGAUGGGGGAAAAAGGUCUCUGCAUUGUCAGCGCUAAUGACCCAUAGCUAGCUUUGUGUGGUCACAAAGUUUUAUUAGUUUUACCAUAAACCUUCACUUACGCCAGUGAUUGCAGAAAGCAAAGCAGAGCGUGUAAAAGUCGAGUGGAAUUUACUUCAUGAAAUUUGUCUGUUUUGUGUUUUAAGGGUUUGGUUGUAUAGGUCCACAAUAACCCUGAUGUCAUCUACCGCCCACUUCUUCUCUGUAUCUCUUUCCCUUCCUACCAUUAAACAGAGUGGCAUAAAUAAUACAAACAAAGACAUGAAUUAGUGCUUUUGAGAGGUUAGAAAAAACUGCAUCCACCUAUAGCAGUGUCAGAAUUGUUAAAAUGAAGGAUUUGUCAUUGUUUACAUUAUUUAUUUUGUAUCCAGUAAAUAAAAAGCACUUGUGCAAAAAACAUGUUGUCUUAAAAUUGCUCUACUGCACUUUGUCUUUUAACGAACUCUGUGUAAAUGCUGACUUUUCUCUCCUCAGACCAUCAGAAACUGGAGAGGGAGGCUCGUAUCUGCCGUCUGUUGAAGCACCCUAACAUUGGUGAGUUCUCGAGCCCGUCGUUACACAUGUCAAUAUUGUUUCUCUUCUUUUUGCUCAUGCACUCAUGUUAAGGAUCUUAGUUUGAGUUUAAAACAGUUGAGAUGCUGUGUAACCAUCACUCAUUCGAAACGUCAGUUAAGCUGGUCUCACCGCACAGCUCCUGUCAUUUAUGGAUGUUGGUGCAGAGAGCAAAGCUUUAAAGGCACACGGGGAAUAAAUAGAGUUGCAGGUUUAAGUCAGAUUGCAGGGCGCGCCUGUCGGGAUUGGCAGAUGGGAAGUGAUUGGAAAAGAGUUGCUGUACAUUAAGGAGCUGAUUCACUCGUUCUGAUUGACAGGAUUCAGCAUCACAGAGUGUUGACUUACAGCUCUACCAGAUUUCAUCCUCUAAUCUUUUGUAUCUUUUAGUCUGGGACAUCUUAAAUUAUCAGACUGAUCUAGAGCAGUCGUGAUCAAUCUGAAAUUUUACGGUCAAUGAAUUUGGUUGAGUGAUCUAAGACAGCAUUGACGGCCUUUCUAAAGUGAUCAGAGGCUGGUUCCCUUUCUUUAAAUAUCUUGAAACACUCACCAGCCUUAUUCAACUGUUUGUAAAUAUGAGAUUAUUCAAUCAAAAGCUUGACAUGAAAAUACAAAGUUAUGACUGCCCUUACUGAAUGCUGUUUGGCACCAGCCUCUUUCAUAAUGGAAAUGACAGUAAGCACUAAACCACAAUUAAAUAUCCAUAAAGUUCGAGGGCUCCAACAGUGAGUUAUAGUGAUAGUGUCUGCCGGCUUCAUCGUGUUGACAGCAUUUUUAUUACUACUUUACUGUAGGAUCCGGACGCUAAUAGCUGCUGACUGCUAAUUGUGAUUUAAAUUGUCUCGAGUCUCGACCAAGUCGGUCGUCAUGAUGACAGAAACUUCACUCACAUCAGUGAUAUCCAGACCGAGGGCUCGCAGAAGGUUUUCUUCCUCUUGCUAACAGUGUCGCUGCAGAUCUCUUCUCUGCCAGCUCAGAUUAAACAGACUUAAUUACACCAAAAAAAAUGUCCUCUCUGUUCUCUGUGCGGUUUUAUCACUCUCUUGACCAUUCUGAUAGCACAGACUGUAACAGCCUUUUAAUGGUGGAAAUGUGGACCACAUCGCAGAGAUGAUUAAAGAAUGGGACACACUGCCCUGUAAUAGUGAUGUCCUGAGAAGAAGGGUGGAGAGGGGCAUUAGGGCAAAAUCAAUGACACCUUUCCCUCUGCCCUCCUCCUUAUUUCUCAUUCCUCGUGUCCUAGUUUUCUGUCCCUCAGGCGCUCAUUCGCCCCUUGCCUACUUUCCCUUCCCCGUCUCUGUAUAGAUUUUUCUCUCCCUCGUGUCCUUCCUCCUCUUUUUGACAUAUUUUGGCAUGAACUGCGUUCAAACUUUGGACAAAAGAGGGCACAAAAAAGAGAGACAGAUGGAGAGACGAGAGCAGGAGGAGUAGGAGACAGAUGGAGGGAGAGCGAGAAGAUGGGAGGAGGAGGAAAGAGCAGUCGCUCUUGUUUCUUGCUGCAGGGCCAUCCUACUUCAUCUUAUUAUACAACUGAUAUUCACUUUACAUAAGGCUAAGUGUGGCUCCCUGACACUAAACCUAAGCUGUAUCUCAGGCCUCUCUGCUUACAGCUGGCCUCUGCUGCUUGUUUGCUGCUCUGUUAUUCUGCUGUUGUGUUGUUGUGAUGACAGGAGGGCUCAGAUAGUCACUGCUUAACCACAGUAUUAUGCGAUUAUGAGCUCAUUACUGUACUUUCCACCUGAAUUCUUCUACUCCUCACACAAGGCUUCUUAUCUCUGUCAGUAAUCAGGUGUGUUACUGUUAGGAGAAUUAGUCUUUUGCAAACAUAACAUUUCCAAGACUGAUGAAUCAUGCCGACAUCAGUUGUUUGGUAAUUUGACUUCGCAAGUGGGAGUUUUUAAACCUGAUGCUGAAUUUUUUUUGUUUGAGCAGUUUUAAUAAAAAAUAGGUUCAGCAACAAAACUAUGACUACAAGUAGGGGUGAGCAAUAUAUGGCUUUAAGGUUAAUAUUUUAAAGGGAUAUUUCGGUGUAAAAUGAAUUUAGGGUCACACAUCGUUACACCAAGUUAGACACCUCCGUGAGAGUUGAAUGUUGCCGACCACUUGCUUCUCUAGUUAUACCAACUUCCGCGGAGCCAUCAACAAACCUCAACCGAAACGCCACUCUAUAGCCACAAAUAAUACUCAGAACAGCACCUAACUUCAUCAACAGUACAUAGCACUAGCCACCAAACGUCUAGCAAAGAGACGAAACACAACUCACCCACUCUCUUCCAGCAGCUGCUUGUUUGUAGCGAGACCCCUGGCCAAUCCAUUACAGACUGCAGCGGGGUGACGCAGCUCAAGGAAGAACAUUUAUGAUAAUUUCCUUGAAGUAAUAAUCAUCAUAUGAAUCAUUUUGCACUGCAGACGUGGUAGUUCAUCUGCCUUAGCGUCUCGGUCUGAUUGCAUUUUCACGAAGAAAUGAUCAUAAAUGUUCUUCCUUGAGCUGCGUCACCCCGCUGUAGCCCGUAAUGGACUGGCCCGAGGUCCCGCUACAAACAAAUUGCAGCUGGAAGGGAGUCGGUGAAUUGUGUUUAGUCUCUUUGCUAAAGAAACUAGGCAAAGUUAAAAAGAUGUUUGGUGGCUAGUGCUGUGGCUAGGACCCUAUAUGUACUGUUGAUGAAGUUAGGUGCUGUUCUGAGCAUUAUUUGUGGCUAUAGAGUGGCGUUUUGGUUGAGGUUUGUUAAUGGCUCCUCAGACCGCUGUGUAUUGCUACCGUGCGGUCGUUACUAAAGUUGGUAUAACUAGAGAAGCAAGCGGUUGGCAACAUUCAUCUCUCAAGGGGGUGUCUAACUCGAUGUUACGCUGUGUUUGACCCUAAAUUAAUUUUACGCCAGAAUAUCCCUUUAAUGGCUGUUUUGCAAAUUGACAAUACCAAACUUUUACUCCUUUUGUAAAACUGAUCAAAACACAUCGCAGGAGCUCACACGUUCAACUGUAUUUGUUCAAGCCUCAUAGGAAAGACUGCUUUGCCUGCAGAGUUUUCACACCUCACAACAAGCUAAACUAGUGUAGCUGGCUAUGUGGUUGAAGGUAAACAUGUGUGAACAAACAGCACCAGGUCACAAAACACAAACAUCAGCAGCCUCAAAAUGGAAACUGUUGGAUUAUAUCACCAGAUGUGACUCGUUCGUAUGUGUGAGGUGGUUUCGAUUCAUUAAGACAGAUGUUGCUCAGAAGACGCCAGUCUGCGGUUGCCAUUUUGACGGCUGACUUGUUUCACCAUCUGCAUAGACUGUGAGGAAUAUGAUAAGCUUCAGUGGUCAGUGGUUGACCGCGACCAGCCAGUUAGCGAACCGAAACACAAAAACACACUCUGCAAACCUGAAACGGUUUACUCAUAACUGCACAGUUUGAUCUUGAUACCUGCUCUGUUAGCCUGUAAAAAGCCUGUAUUUAAAUACUCUGAAACUCUAAGACACUAGCUGUCAUCUGUGCUUCGUAACAUCCAGGUGGUAGAGCAUUAAAGCCAGCAUUCUAGCUAAUAACACAUGGCUGCUCUUGACAUCCAGGUGGUAUUUUAUCUUCAGUAAUAAAUCAUGUGAUUAAGUAGUAAUUCUAGUAAAUGUUUAAGCGAACUUUCAGUUUCAGUCCACUUUUGGAAGAGUUGAGUCACAGACAAUAUGGUCCCUCUCUUCUUAAAGCUGAGUUUUGUGUUCUUUUUCACGUUUUUCAUACUUGUUGACAUACAUGAAAAAAAAUCUCACCAUGUUUGGGGUUUAAGUAAAUGGCAGGUACUCGCCUAACAACGAGAAGCGCUACCCAAAACGUCACAGCCACGGCUGACAUUUUCCUCAGCUUGGCCUUGGUUCAUUUCUCCCUUCAAACACUGCAGCACUUCUCUCCUUCUUUUAACCCGUCUCCUGUUUUCAUAUCUCCAUCUCACUGCCCUUCCUCUCUCCCGCAGUGAGACUCCAUGACAGCAUUUCAGAGGAAGGCUUUCAUUACCUAGUCUUUGACCUGUGAGUAUAUUCCACGCUCACACGUGCACACUCACUGUGACAUUUUAUUCAUGCGUGUGACCACAUUUUUUGUUUGUGUAUGCUAACAUCUCCUGCCUCUCCUGUCUCUUUCUCCUUCCCUCCCUCCUCCUUUUUUCAUUCCUCCCCUCUCCCAGGGUGACAGGAGGAGAGCUGUUUGAAGACAUUGUAGCCAGGGAGUACUACAGUGAGGCUGAUGCCAGGUAAGCGGCUCCAUAUGAACAUAUGAACACACGCUCUGCUGCUGCAAACAUACAGUGUAAUCCCAUUAAAUAUAUGAAUGCUCACUCUCAUUUUAUGAGCGUGAACCCACAGGCGCACAGUGGUGGAUAUAAUCGGUUUGCCUGUGUUCUUGGCAGCAAACGCACCCCCCCCCUCAUCAACAAGUGUGUUGUGAUACUGGUCUCUCAUCUCUAUUUGACUAGAUGCGUCACUCCAUCCUACAUCUACAUAGCCCAGCAAACUGAUCACACACCGCUUUAUGAAUUCUGACAAAAAUCACAGUUUUCUGCUCAUUUGUGGGAUUUAUUCUUUCACAUUGGUUAUCCGUGGGGUUUAGCCAGCUGAUUGCACAGAACAUGCAAUUCGAAGACGUCAUCCUCCUGGCUCCCGUGGCGCAGCAUUGGGCAUUUUACACCACAUUCUGACAUUUUGUCGACAUUGUGACAUUUAAGCUUUCUCUCCUUCCUCGCCGCAUCUUCCUUCUGGGAGUUCCCCUCCUUUUUUUCCUGUGGCUGUGUGGUGCGCAGCUUAUGAAGUCUGUUGUACAAUUGGAUUAGGGGUCUUUGUCUGUUCACGCACACACGGAGGGGGGUUGAAAACACACAAACAGAAAGGAAGCCACGUGCGGCGAGCCCCCGCCUCUCUCUCUUUCUCUCUCUCUCGCUCGCUCUCUCUAGCUGUGCCCUUUGACCUGUUAACCUUUCUGGAGACGUGACAUGAACACGAGCCUCAAAUAGUGGGAUGGUGGAGCCUGACACCACAGUGUGCAGGACAGUAAUAAGGUGGUCGUGUACUGGCUCGUAGGAACAUUUUAUAAGACCCAUCAUGAGCCAACACACUCACCAGCGAGCGAGUGUGAAAACACGCUCGGCAGCCAGAAUUGAAAAAUAACUGUAUUAGUAGCAGCUGAAUUGACGCCCCCAUUAUUAAAAUUGCUACCAGGAUAGAGAUUUAUUGACUGUGUGGUGUGAGGCCUCCCACAUCAGUUGCUCAGUAUUGAUUGUUUAAAACUCCGGGACUUUGAUUAUGCUUUUGAAAAAUAAUAGUGGUUGUUAAGUUAAUGUCUGUUAUGCCGCUCAGCCUGGUGGUUGAAAUGUCUGUUAAUCAAAGGUAUAUUUUUACACAAAGCCAUAAAACUGUCACUGUCAGUGAAAUGUUGUCCUGCAUUGGCUCAAAGUUGUUCAAUAUACAGAGAUACAGAAGUGAUCAUCACAGUGUGGAAACUCUCCAAGAUGAGACUGGUCAGCACUUCUGCCUAAAAAUGACAAAACUAUGGUCAUAAUACUGUUUUUGUGCAGCCAUAUUUCUUCACUAAUAGACCUGUGUCCCACUGAGGUACAUUAUUAUGUGGUACUGUGUGGUACAGGGGUAGUAGGGCCUGGCCGAGUUAUCGGUGAACCAAUUAAAUCCGCCAAUUUUAGCCCGUUUGAGAUUUAUCGGUAAUCAGCCAAAACUUGCCAAUUUUUGUCGAUCUUUUCAGAAAUAAAAUGUGGAGAAUAAGAUUCGAUUUCACUUUGAAAAUGUUCCGCCAUUUGAAAAGAUCCCCCAACUUAUCCUGUAGAUGGCGCAGCGACCCCAUGACAAUCUUCAUCCGAGUGACAGAUCUUAAGCAAAAAGCAGUAGGGACGCACAGAGGAGAGUGGUCCGCCUCAACAGUAAAUAAACCAGUUUGUGAAAUACACAAUAAGUCAACAAGUUUCAGUUCAACCCACUUCACGAUGUUCCCUGCUGUGCUGGUCUCGGUCACGCCAAGUUAACGGUGAAGGACCAUGUAAAAUGCAAGCUUAAGUUAGAGUUAGCCAUCUGCUAUUAGCCUUGCUACACAAUUGGUAUCGGCAUCGUCCCCAUAAAAUCCAUAUCCGUCGGGCCCUAUUAUACAGAUGUGCAGAUCCACAUCAGUGAAGGAUCUUAACAUUAAAGGUCUCUGAAUCCAAAAAUAAAAAGUCACACAAACCAGUCAAAUCCAAACUGUGACUCUGUUUGGAGGCUCUGUUGUGUUUUUCUGCAUAUUCAAUCUCAGUAGAUUCAGAUGUUACCGUUUUACCUUUGAUGAGAGCCAUGUGAGUUGGUUGGCUGUAAUCCCGUUUAGAAAUCAAGUCCUGUAAACUUUCAAAAGUAAGCGUUUCAGCAUGCUUCCAAGGAGCGACAACACGCCUAUGAUCAUUAUGAGUGAUAUAAAUUUAACACUUCACAGUGACUUAGACUUGAUCCUCUCUGAUUUAAUCUGCUAUAAUAAGGGGAUAAUGGGAUGUUGAUGUUUCUUGACAGUAGCUACAUUGACAAAGAGUGCCUGCAGUGUCUGCAGUUAUGACCUGUUCAGUUUUGUAAUUGGACUCAGACAUCAGCUGAUGUCAGCAGAUGUCAGUCGAUUAUUUCAGGAUGCCAGAAAUCAGUCUGACCAAUUAAUCGUUCCAUCUCUACAUCUGAUGUUAUUUUUUUUUGCUUAUACUAUUCUUAACAUGUGUAAGAAGUGUUUUCUGACUAAAACAUAGUUUCUUUAAAGGUGAAGUGUCACUCGGUGUAUGGAAAAGUCUAUGGCUGUUUCUCGUAUGUCGGUCAUCAACCUUCUGCUUGUUUUUUUGUUUUUUUUUAAGUUAGAAAGAGGAUUCUCUGUUAACAGCUGAAAGCUUCUCACAGGAGCUUUGGGAAAUGUUAAAAUUGCCUUUUUUUAUUGUAAAAUAUAUCAAAUGGAAGCAUUUACUGCAAAGAAAAUUGCAGAGUCUGAAUUCAUCCUGAGAAUGCAGGGAAAGUGAUUUUUUUACCCAAAACAAUUUAUUGUGUUUGUUUUGGGUAGAGUGGUCAUGCUUUCACACCAUGUUGAUGAAAUCAGAUGAAGCUCGAGCUUGCCAUCAGCUCCCCUCAGAUAAAUUGGCGUCAAUUAAAGGUGGAAAAAAGCAGUUUUCAGAUUUGUUUUGGAAUCAUGAAAGAAAUGCUGCAAACACAACAAUCAGGUAAAACACAGAGAACAGAAGGUAGACAUCAGAAACUAUAGCUAAUGAUUCAAAUGUAUUCCUGCUAUCUGUACUAAUGUAAUCAUAUCUCAUAGUUUUAGGUUGGCAUUCAGGUUUAAACCAGAUUAUAUUCCACUGGUCUCAAAGAAAACACUCUAACCAGUCCAUGUGAUGUAUUUGAUUUUGUGAUGGAGGAGGGCAGCGACUGACACGUCUCUCUCUCUGUUUUGUCCCCUUUUCUCUCUCCGUAGUCAUUGCAUUAGUCAGAUCUUGGAGAGUGUCAAUCAUAUCCACCAGCAUGAUAUUGUGCACAGAGACCUCAAGGUGAGUGGCUGCCCGUUGCCGUGACAACUACACACUCACACACACCUCUGCUUGUGGCCAUGGCAACACACAGAUGGCUCUCAGUUUCUCUCCCUCUCUAUCUCUCUUUUGUCUUUUUCUCUUUUCUGCUUUUAUCACUUAUCAUUUCCCCCCCGCAUCCCUCUCUCCCACCCUUUGUUCCUUUUUUUUUCUUCUUCUUCUUCUUCCUAAAUUCAUCCGCCUGUUCUCAGAUGUGUCAGCACAUCAUCGGCGGCGUGUCUGUUUGCGCGCGUGCGAGCGUGCACGUGCGUUUAUGUGGAGCGCAGAGAUGGUGAGUCACGAUCACGUGCAGGGGUCGGUCUCUCACCUAUGGCAAGGAAAAGACAAGGACUCGAGCGGCACAUGAACACACUUUGUGCUUUUGUGCAGGAGGGGGUCUAUUAUAAGAGAGGAGGCAUAGAUAAACCUCAUGGGUUGCCACGACAACCGGAGUGACAUCACACCACCCAUAGAGCACUAAAGGAGGGGCUUGUAUCAUCCUUAAUAGCUGAUAGGCUGAGAUCGAAAGAGUGGAGGAAGACAGCUUUUCUGCCUCCUUCAGUUCUGUGCUUAACCUACUUAAAAGUGAUGAUCACGGCCCAGGAAGGAAACUCGGCUGAUGAUAUGAAUUGAAUUGUAUGUUUUCAAACACAAACCGCAAAGCAUGAGGGGAAAACAGCCUCAAAGGGGUGUGUCAGACUCAUGCGAGCGGCUUUUCUAUGUGUGUGUGUCAGAGAAUAAUGCUAUUACCUCGAGCACCGCCUGUCUGAUUUGUUGGCCUUUUAUCCUGAGUGGGCUUUUACUGCGGCCAUUUAUGUCCCACUGCCCAAACAACGGCCAUUUAGAACGCCGCCACACACGCCGCCUCUCGCUAAGUACACUUUCCAUUUAGCAUGCAGUCUGCAGCGCUGCCUAAAUGACUCCCGAGUGGUUUCUAUGGCUACCGACCCAUGCCCAUAUAAGGCACUGUGGAGAUUCUCAACCACCCAUCCUCUCUCUCUGUCUCUUUCUCUACAUCCUCCGUGUUUCCAUCGCUUUCUCACACCUUUCCCCCCCCACCCCCACAUGAGCUGUGUCGAAUACAUCAAAUGUGAAUAUUUCUCAGAAAGAGCUUUACUGAAGAGUGCCUGUCACUAUCUGUCUCUCACUGUCUUGAUCUCUUGUCCUACAUUCUGCUUAACCAUGUGUGUGUGUGUGUGUGUCUUCCUCAGCCUGAGAACCUGUUGUUGGCCAGUAAGAUGAAGGGAGCUGCAGUGAAGCUGGCAGACUUUGGCCUUGCUAUUGAAGUGCAGGGAGACCAGCAGGCUUGGUUCGGUAAGAAAACAUAAACAGUGACUCCCACAAAUCAAAUGUGCCGGACCGUUAACUGAGCUGUUAUUCUGCUCGAGUGUUUAGCACUCCAUAGUUUCUGUGUCAAACAUAAGGAUCACUGCUGAAAAGGCCCUCAUUCAGACGGUAGGUCUGUGUACAUACAUAUGCAUACACGUCAGCCUGCACACUCGGAGGCCAAAUGCUCGUUGUCCAAGCGUCGCUUAAGAGGCUCACAGACACUCUUCCAGUUCAUGCUUAGGCCAUUGUGUCUUGGCAAACGGCCGAGCUGCCAGCAUUUGGCCGACUCUCCGGCAGGGAUGAGAUGAUUAAAGGGUAUUUGCUUGUGACUCUACACUGUCAUAAUCCGGAGUCCAACAGGUCACCAUCGUCCGAACCAUUCACAUUACUGCACAGAAAUAGCCUCCAUCACAAGUUUAAUAAGAGACAUCAGUUAAUUGCGUCUUCUGGUGUCUCUGUCGGCCAGGCUUUGCGGGCACUCCCGGGUAUCUCUCCCCUGAAGUCCUGAGGAAGGACCCCUACGGAAAACCUGUGGACAUUUGGGCUUGUGGUGAGUUUCAGCACUUCCUUUUUUUCACAUUUUCUAUAUUCUUGAUUUAUUUCAGGGCUGUCACAAUGUAUCAGUGUAACAUUUUUUGUGAACUUAGAUUUUAUUUGCAUUUUUUAACAGAAACAAGAUAUACAGUCAUACAAAGAAAAAUAUAAAUAAAAACAAACGCAAAACAUGGUGUCUUUCACAGAGAAGAGAAAAAAAUUGUCCAUGUAGCCUCCAUCAAAGUUGUCAUUUUUUUUAAAUAAUGUGAAUAGAUUUAUAUUUGUUCAAUUUUUCCCACUUUCUGGUGUUUGUUUCUUGUUGGAGUCGUAGAGUGUGUCCUAGUUUCUCCAUUUCAUAUAGUUCUUAUACCUUGUCUAACCAGUUUUUCUGAUUGGGUGGAUUCUCCUUACACCUUACAAUUCCUUGUGAUAGCCUUUUUUGAUGUAUAACAGUAUAACAGUUUGAAAAAUAAAAUAUUUAUAUUUAUAUUUUAAGAUGGUUACCAACAACGCGAAAUUACGAAAUAUUCGGAGGCGAAUUUUGACGCGCCUGACUAUACACAUAAAGCACGAUGCGAUUUUGCGGCUUUCCAGGGGGAAAAAAAGACACGGCCCGGGCGGAAGCGAGAAUACUGACCCAACAGCAGACUGACUGUUUUUCAGUUCUGAUUGGACACUAGUGUUGAGAUGACUGUCUGUCAUGAUAGCAUGUACUGAGUCAGGGCCAGUACCAGAUAAACACAUUAAACUAUAAUCCAUAAACUUAAGGUAACAACCGAGACCUAAUGGUGCUGUGACAGCAACACGAUUGCAAAUUGUGCAAAAUAUGCAAAACUUUAGAAAAUUCGACUGUGAUACGAAAAAAUAAAUGCCGCAAUAUCACAGGACGGGAAAACGUUGCUGAUGUGAACGCUUGUAUUGACAGGAUGCAGGUUCGUAAAAAAUAUUGACAUCCAAAAUAAUCGCACGAAAAAAACAGUCCUGUGUUUAAGGACCUUUAUAGUGGAGAUGAUGAAGAAGAAGCAGCAAUUGGUUAGCAGCGAGGUAGCUAGCUGUAGCAGCCCUCCUAAAGACAGGAAGUUUCUGCUGAAAAGGAUGACAUCUAAGUGAGUCAGGGACAUUUUUAAGUAGAGUCUGACGAGUAUUUUACCACCCCACCCUCGGUUAACCUUUCAUUGAUUUUACUGACUAAUUUCCUUGGUUGCAGUAAUGGUGAGGUGAAAUCGUUCCAGCCCUAACAUACCUAACAUCUAUUUCAUCAGAAACAGGUUAUUUAUGUUGAAAGCUGCAGGAUGCUGUAGCAGACAUAAAACCCUGUUUUGAUUUCCAAAGACAUUUCAAUCAGACGUGAAUCUAAAUGAGUGGGAAUAAUCAUUUUAACAACACCACUCUUAUUUUUAACACCCUGAAACUUUAAAAAAGACGAUGUGUCAUCUGUACCUGACAACAGUGAAUAAGAUCAGUAGCACAGUGCGUCUCUGCAGCACUGCAGCGCUUCAUUGUUAUGCACAUUUUUCUUGAAUCAUAAAAUUGCAGGUUGUGCACUGUAUAAUGCAAUGAAACUUUCCUAUUGUGCAACAUGACUUGAUAUAAAACUGCCUGUAUGACUAAAACUGUCUUUACGAUCAGAAUGAGAAUAAUUUUCCAUCCAGACGUGAUCUUUCUCUCAAUCUUUCUCCCCCUCUUUCUUCUCUGUCAGGCGUUAUUCUCUAUAUCUUGUUAGUGGGGUAUCCUCCAUUCUGGGAUGAAGAUCAGCACAAACUCUAUCAGCAGAUCAAAGCUGGAGCAUACGACGUGAGUCUGCAUUGUGUGUGCGCAUGUGUGCGUCUGUGUGUGGCUAAAGUGUUUAUUUGUGAAGGGUGCAGUGCAGGGGUUUGCUAAGCACUUUUUGAAUGUUUAAUAGUGUCCAAUUGAGAGCUGGUCCAAAGCUAUUGAUCCUAUCAGGGCCUCCCUGACGCAUUGCAGAGAGGGGUGUGUGUGUGUCUCUGUCUGUCUGUGUGUGAGGAGAGAGAAUCAGAGAAGGGGUAUCCUCCUCUCUUGGUCUCUGGAUAAUAAAGUCACAAUGCAGCUUGGAAAGAGAGAGAGACUGGCGAAGGCUCAAACAAGCAGGCUGUUUGUUUGGAAUUUAGUCAACAGAAGAAAAAAAAAAAAGGUUUUAAAACCCAAAACAGAAGCAUGUGUUCAUGCCUCUGUAUCAAUCUGCAUAAACAACAUUUAACAGUUUUGUUCUCGCCGCAGUCUAAUUUUGACUGAUUAACUCGGGACCUGGAGUCCAGAUGGUGUGGAUUAGCUAGAACACGAUGAUGCAAACUCUUAACAAGUCCCUGACUAAGCAUGGUUCAGAUCUGCAUUCUGUCCUCGCAACUUUCACCCUCAUCGUUGUCUUCAUUUUCACCCAGUUCCCUUCUCCCGAGUGGGACACAGUGACUCCGGAGGCAAAGAACCUGAUCAACCAGAUGUUGACUAUCAAUCCCGCCAAGAGAAUCACUGCCGAACAGGCCCUCAAACACCCCUGGGUCUGCGUAAGUAUUCACCCUCUCACUCUAACCGCUCAAAGAUAAUAGAAUCACACAGGCUGAUUCAAACAGGUGUGCAGACAGAGAUCUUCGUUAUCACAUUGUGUUCAUGAAUUCUCAGUACUGAGUCUGAUCGUAUGUGUUUCUCCGUCCUGCAGCACCGCUCUACAGUGGCCUCCAUGAUGCACAGACAGGAAACUGUCGAGUGUCUCCGCAAGUUCAACGCUCGCCGAAAACUCAAGGUAUCCAUCUUGACUUUUGAUCGGCCAACUUUCUGGUUUCUGAACUCCCCUCAGUUACAAGCAUAAUGCACCAAAUGUGUUCCUUUGAAUGUAUUUGAAUGAAGGGAUUGUCUCAUAUUAGGGAUUAAGUCACUUAAUGACAAAACAGUAUGUGUGUAUCACGACCUCAAUUCAGCAGAGUUAUGAAAUUGAAAUGUUGAAACAUUCCAACAGUGUCAGUUUCAAAAGAAAAGUUAGCAUAUAAAGACCUUUUUUAAAUCUCAAGUACCAGACCUGUCCUCCAUUGGAUAGACUGGAGACUAUUUUAAAGGUGCAGUUUGUAAAAUUGGGAAUACACAACAGUAUCUAGCAACAGGAUUCUUGACUGAAACACUUUCUGUAGCAACAGUGGCCUUUAAGGACUGCCGGUUCACUUUAGGUCUGAUUCUUUAUUUGCCAAAUUUUUACCAUCAAAAUCGUCUAUCAGUACAAAUAAUUCUCUGUAAAAACACUAUAGUAUUUGUACAAUACUAAAGUGCUCAUGUUACGAGUUUGUCUGCUCUGUGCUGCUGUAGAAAUGUGGUAAAUCAAGAUGGUGUUCUCCAUGGAAGAGAACCUAUCCCUGUCUAGACUUAAUUUAAGUUAACAAAAACAAAACUAUUCUCUGUUUUCAGGUGAUUUCAAACUAAUUUAAUCAAAUAUAAAACUCAAUUUCUUCCAUAUUUGUGCGGCUAAAUCCUGCCAAAUUCUGCAGACUGCACCUUUAACUGUUACGGAAUUCAAAAACCCUUAUUAAAUGAUUUAUUUACACACAGGGUCAUAAAGUUUUCUAUUAAACAGUUAACUUUAUUUUAAAAUACAAGAACUACAUAUGUUCUUUAAGUAGCGUUAUUAGCGGUAUUUCAAAAUUUAAUCAUUUUCUUGUUGAAAAUAUUGAGUCAUGAAAAGGGGAGUCGCCUCAUAAUCAGGGUUGUCUUCUGUUAUUUCAAACAUUUAUAUCUAGAUACAGGUCUCACUGUUCUUCUAUUAGUUGUAUCACACAAAACCACAUGACAUUUAGAAGACACAAUUCCAGUUUAUUUCGCUCCAUACCAUUUAAAUCGUCAAUUUACACGUUUCAGACUCAUGUGGUUUCUCUCACACUGGUAUCAGCAGCUGUAUUGAAACGUUUAAAACCAUCGCCGCCUCAUUCAGCCGCAGUUUGCAUUAACAUGAGAACAUGCAAACUAAUGGAUCAAGUUGUUCUUCUUUUCCCCAAGUCAUUUAAAUAAAUUUGCAUAGAAGAAAAUGUUCUGGGACUUGAAGAUGUGAAGACCGUUAAUUGUGCAUCUCAGUUGUAUCACGAUAGAUACAGUAUUUUAAUAAUUAGCCGCUGUUGGACAGAGAACAAACAAACACUCAGCCUUGACUGGGUUUACAUCCUGAAAAAGACAGUGAGAUAAUAACGUUGUCGUCCCCUCAGAGAUGAAUACAAAGCAGUAAGUCGGGGAAGAGAGACUUGAAUCCUUGUAAAUAAAACCAAUCGCCUUGUACUUAUUAUACCUCCCUGACUUUUCUCUUCCUCCUCCAGGGAGCCAUUCUUACCACCAUGUUGGUGUCCAGAAACUUCUCAGGUGGGUGUGCCCUUCGCCCUCAGCCUCCUACGCAGCAAAUGCAAAAGGGAGAUGAGGAAGGAGAGUGGAUAGAGUCCUCUGCAAUUCUUUUAACCCCCUCACCACACACACAUGAACACACACUCACCCACACAUCCUGAAAAUAACAAUAUGUUUUUGAGUGUGUACAGGAGUUUCUUACUUAUCAAACUGAUUCAGAACAUGCAGCUCUAUUGGUGUUAUAGUAGAGAUAAUGUAUUGAUAAUAUUGGAUUAUUUUGAGUGAAUUACAUCUGUGAUGUUUGCUAAAAAAGCUGAUAUGUGUUAUUCUGUCAUGUACCAGAUUAUAUGUGGGCGCUUGUUACGUCCUUGUCCAUGCUAAUGUAUCUCUCCCUGUGUGUCUGUGUUUGUGUGUGUGUGUGUGAGCGAGAGAGUGUGUGUGUCCCUCUUUUCUGCUGCCCACGGAGCGUUUGCAUGUUCAAAAGAAGGAAGCCUAAAGUCAUAAGAGAUUUUAAUGUUGGGGGGGAAAAGUGUGGUGUUAUAAAGUGUUUUUCUUCUCAGUCUUCUGAGAGUGACUUGUUUUCGUUGAAGCCUUGUUCUCAGCCUCUUAAGUUAAGUGGUCAGUCAAUGGUUAAUGAUUUCAACCCUGGGCCUAGGAAACCACAGGGGUGCACGUCUUUAGCGUCAGCCCAUUUCCAUCAAACCUUGUGAUGCGUCUGGGCUGCAGCCAGCACUCCCUGUAGCUCACUGGGCCCAUGAGUGAAAAAGCCUGACAUAGACCUGCCUAAUUUGCACAGCCCCACCCAACUGUAGCAUUUCUGUCCAAUAGUGGGCCGGCAGCAUACCAACUCUGCUGCUGCCGCCUCCUCCACGGCCACACUGGCUCAGGAAGGUACGUCCCAGAGACACGCCCAUCCACCUCCUCUCCACACACAGUUACUUCUUUUGGUUCAUAGCGCAGGGGCGAGACCCCAUCACCACCCUCACACUCCUGCAUGCAGCCUUUACCAACAUUCCCUCAUCAACAUCCACACACACACACACACACACCCACACACACAUAUGCAUGCAUACUCACACACAUUAGGCCCUCAGGUUUUGUGUGUUGUCUGCAGUAAUGCAAAGACAUAAUGCACACAGUCAUAAAUAUCAGCAUCACUUAACGGUAAUCGAUUCAGUCCAACCUGCGCUCCAAAGUGCUUCUCACAUUCACACCUCACCACUACUGAGCCUUAGUCGAGUAACCCCCCAUUUCAUCCUCAAAAUCAGUUUUGUAGUCACCUCCAGCGAGCUCCAUCCUGAACUCCAGCUGACCCCACGCUCACCUGUGCUCUCCCCCGGCUAAGGCCGCGAGGACGGGCACAGAGUGGGAUGGGGCAGGGGAUGAGGAGGGGCAUGUAUCCUGGGGGCUGGAACUGACACUGCAGGGGGCCGGCAAGAGCUGGGUUGGCGUGCUGCCAUCGUCUGACCUGGGUCUGGAGGGGUGGGGUGGGAAAAGGCGGAUGUGGAGGAGCAGGGGGGAGGCUGAGACGGAUGGGAGUGCUUCUCACAGAGCCAACUGUUGAAGCCAUCGCUGCUUCCCUGAUGAAUCCCUCGAGGUUAAAGGCAUCCCACGUCUCAUCUCCCCAUAUGGGGUCUGUUUUAGUGCUUUCCAAAAAGGUCCUCUCGAAACAGGAAUGCCACAAGGCAGCGUAGUCGUAAACCUGCCACCACACUUGUCAAAUACUGGAGUGUAUUUUACAAAGAAUAAGAGGGAUGGAUUCCUUUGUUUGGAAAGUACUAAAGUCAAGCUCUGCUCCCCGUCCUGCUGGGUGGGGAUGGGUGGGUGGUAAAGGUCGGCGAUUCCGAUGGUGGCUCCAUGGAUUCAGUAUCUUAGAAGCAGACAGUGUAGAGCAGACUGGAUUUUCUAACACUUUGACAUACGAGAGAAUCCUGUUUGCCCUACAGUGUACAAAAAGUUAUCCGUAGGUUACUAGGACUUGUGUUAAGUCAGGGCUUAAAGUUAAGUGUUUCAGGGGAGGUGGGUGUUACCUCAGGAAUGUGUGAUUGCUGCACUGAGUUUUGGGAUGUUUGUGGUGGUUUGAUUGUCAGCAAGAGCCCUCUGAAUGCGGGCUGCCUCUGAUCCCGGACCAAGUUGCCUGUUUGUAAGUUUAUUUUUGAAGCGCACGCGGCAUCAUCACUCCAGACAGACCUUCUCAGCUCUCCUUUUAAUCUUUUUUGUUUUUUUUAAAGAGUGCAGCCUUUUUUUCUAGUUGUUGUUUUCUGAUGAUGUCCCACAUCACUGCAAACACUUUUUUACUGUUACAGCUUCCUUGCACAUCUCUGCAGAUUUUGGCUGAGACAAGGCUUGGCAGUUUGCUCAUGAUGUUUUUCUUUUCCAACGACAUUAUAGCAAAAUGUGACUGAAGCAUUUGAAGCAUUUCUCUAUGUUUCUAGAAAGGUGUUUGCCAUGCUUCCUUUCGCAUGUGGGUGUCCUGUGUGGUUUUAUAUCCUGUGUAGAAUUAAAAUCAAAAAAGGCUUUCGAGCGGUGCGACUUCAGAUGCUUUCUAAUCCGUCCUUCCCUGCUCAUCAUGGAGCCAGUAUGUGGCUGCGGUGGUGAGGAGCUCCUGCUGUGGGUCAUCUUGACUCGACUCACCCUGUUUGGUGGAGUUCGGGAUGAUUCUCAGGAGGAGAGGACGUGUUCAGAGAGCAUUUGAACAUGGUGCCCCCAUGCUGUCACGAUUGGCACCCUGAUGGCUGUUUGGUAGAAGACGUAGCCGAAUGAUGAUGGCUCUGACAAAUCAGCUCUCAUUUCACUGGUUCUGGAUUGAAAAUUUUCUUUUUUGUUUAUAUUUUUUCUUUGGAUGCUGCAUGAUCGGGACGAGAUUGAAGCUGCAUAUCGACGCAACAGCCGAUACUAAGAAGCAUGAGUUGUCACAUGAUAUUGUUUGCCGCUGUAAAUGCUGUUCCCCGUAUCUCCAUCCUCUCAUGUAUUGAAAUGCUGAGCCCUCUUUUCCAACCCUUGUCUCUCCCCCUUUUCCCCUCUCCCAUUUCAUUUUGGAAGGUAAGACACCAAAGAUAAGAUUUUGGGGGGAUGUAUCAGAGAAAAAAUGGGCGAAAAAGGAAGCAAGAGAAAGUUGAGAGCUUUAGAGCGAGAGGAAAAGGGACUAGGGGCCGUAAAGGAAAUCAAUGAUUUACAUUAACCCAGCUCAUGUCCGUCAGUCCUGGCGGCAGUUUGAGUCUGACCAUCCCUCUCUUUUUAGAUCUGCUGGGGUCUUCCAGACAGGAAAUGGAUUGAGGAAGUUUACUUUGCUCUCAGGUUACUCUUUUAUCCCCAGAUGGCAAUGAAUGGAUUAUGAUGUUGAAUGGGUUUUGCAGAGUGUAGCAACUUGCCCCAGAAAUCCAUUAAAUGCAUGUUUUUCUCUGGCAACACCCAGACUCACUUUGUCAUGAAGACUCAGGUACGGGAGUGUUGGGGGGGGGGGGAGGGGUUCAUAGAUAUGAAAAAUUGCAGCUCCGGGUUUUUGCACAAGUUGCGGGUUCCUAUAAAAGCUGAAUACAAAGUAUGGAUUGGCACGGAUGCUGUCGUCAACAGUUAAACUUUUCCUUUCUACUCCUUUUCUCUCCCCCUCUAUCCUCCCUUCUUUUUACAGCAUGCAAAAGUUUACUCAACAAGAAGUCAGAUUCUGCUAAGGUAAGGCUGUCAUGUCAUUUCUCUGUCCUCUUUUGUCCUGCUACAUCACGUCCUGUCUCUCCUUUUUAAUGACCCUGUUGUGUUACUUUCUGUUCCUCUUACUGACUCUUUCAAAGCUCACUUCCUCCUUCUUAUAUUUUAUCCUGUAAUAUAUUUCCCACAAAGUAAAUGAUAGUUUUGCUACAGGAGGGGAUUCAUCUGGACCUCCUGCAGCUUGUUGUUCGAUCCCACGCACAGAAAGUUUGUAUAGGGAUGUAACGGAGGAUUGUUACUCGAAUGAAACGUCCAAAUCUGUGAGAUGAGGAAUGAGCCGUUAAUUUCCCUCGUCACGAUGUCAUCAUGUCACUUGUGCCUCGAACUGAUAAGAGAGAAACAGAAAUUUCUGCAGCUGAAGAUGCAACACAGUGUUUCCUUCAUGUAUGUAAUACCUCCACUUCCUGCAAAAGUAAAUUCACUCACCAGUCUGGCGUUUUUUUUUUAAAACUACAUCCAUAAUAUUCCCACCCACUAUCAACGACCCACUGAACAAUACCUCUCCCUCUCGACUCUUCGCCUGUGAGUUGUGAGGAAAUAAAGUAACCCAGGGCAUCGAGCUGUAAAAACGCCAAGAUAAAAGCACCUCAAAUAAGGGCCUGUGUCCAUUUGUAGUGUUUUGGUGCAGUAACAUGAAUAACAGGGUGCUCUUUGCUAGCCUUAACUCUUAUUAGGAUACAGACUGCAUUUCCCUGUUUAAUGACUCAUGUCUAUUUUGAAAUACUCUCUUUAAGGGCGCCGGUUGGCCUAGUGGUUUCAGUGUGCACCUCGUUGACGGAAGCUAUCGUUUAAUUUGACCAUCGGCCGAUUGCGACAUGUCUUUUCAGUCUUUUAAUCUGAAAAGCGCCCUAAAGACACAGCAUGGAGAACUGUAUCUUAACCUGAUGUUAAUGUAUCGUUACAUCCAUACAAGUUCGAGAAACCCUGUCCUCUCAGUGAUAACUAUCAGUUCGCUGUUUUUCUAUGUAAUCUUCCACAUUUACUCGAUCUCUAUUAAAGGUUUGCUGCCCUUUUUUUUUUUCCGAGCAGUCUCCUCCAUUCUCUGUUGCUCUUAAGCAUCUCUCCUCUUCUCCCUCUUCCUCCUGCCUCCUUCUCUUUCUCCCCCCCGCCCCAGGGGUCUCUCUGUGCAGUUAAGUGGCGGAGGCAUAGAGAGUUAGUGAGGCAGUAAAAAGGAUGAUCUAGAGGCCAUUCUGUGGCACUCACCCUCUCAUUUACCCUGUAAGCUCUCAACAGCCUGGGAGCUCCGGCCAACAUUAGCCCCAUUCCCUGAAAGGCGUGCAGUUCUAAUGCAUCUGUGUGUGUGUGUGUAUGUUGGCGUGUGUGUAACGUAUGUGUUCACUCUGAGUGUCUGCGUUCUCAGCCUUCCACCAACAACAGUAAGAACAGUAUAGUGAGCGCCAUCAAUGCCCUGAAAGACACCAACAUGGCAACCAACGCCCAGAUGGUACAGUAGGCCGCCGCAGUGACGGUUCAAACUUCCUAACACCUCCCUUCAUCCCAGUAGUUGCAUUAGUCGCCGGUUGUGCAUCAUCCUUCAUCAUUUAGUCGCUGCUUGUCAUAGUUGAUCUGCCAUCAAGGGGGUGUAACAUUCACCCGUCAGCACCCAUCCUCUGGACGUUUGAUCCCCCUCAAGGUGCUCAUGUGUUCCUGAAAGUCAAACAGAAAAACAUUCAAAACAGGAAUUCUCAAUUUUGGUUUUACUGAAUAUCAGCACAUGAGCACCUUUUUUUUUAGUUUCUGAAGAGCAUGAACCUGUCUUAAAGAUCUUCAAGUGUCAGCACAGAGAACUCCAGAGUCCGUGUUCAUCUGGUCUCGGCUGCUUUUAGAAAAGUAGAAUCCAGGCGUGUCAUGUUUUUGCCUCUGUGUCAUUUGAUUUCUCCCAUCAUUAACCAGCUCUUCCUCAACUUUUAACACCAGUCAGCUUUGCAACCAUCUAUCCCACUAUUUUACCAUCAUUCUCAGCCUAACCUGUUCAACAAUCUCAUGAACGUCCCCCCCCCCCCCAUUCACAUCCUAACCAAACUACCAAACCUUCCUCAUUGUGCUGGCAUGCUGUGGAUUCAAGUCGCUUUACUCGCAUGUGUUACAUAUGACGUUGAGUAAUCCGCUGCAGUGCUUUUCAACUGGUGCUGCAGGACCCCAAACUAUGGAAAGACCCCGGAGAAAGGAUUUGCAUAUCUUGACAUAUUUAUUCACAAAUGACUAGAAGCUUCGUAGAAUGAAAAACAUGACGUUUUCCUCGACUAUACAGACUCACUACCUCUCUUACUGCAACACUUCCACAGUUGCGUCCCUCUCUUUUCAGGGUCAUGUAGUGGCACAUGUUCUUAGGCAUUUUGGUGUUUUUCCGCCUCUGCUUUUGUCAGCUCCGUAUAAACUGCUGCAUUUUGUUCAACAUAGAUCUAUUUUUAUCGCUGCAUAAUAAUCCCGGGAAAUCUCACUCAAUAUAAUGUCCAUAAAAAGGACGUUUUAAGCUCUCUUCAAAGAUGCUCUUGACAGUAAAGAGGACAAAACAACUACCAGGGAGAAGGUGUUGUAUCAGGUUAAGAUUUCACGACUGAAGUGAAGUAUGGGGUCCAGUUUAAAGCCAGUUGGGAGGCACUAGAUCAGGACUACAGUGAAAUGGACUAACUGUUCUGUUCUGAAUCACAGGAGUCUCAGAGUACAGUGGUCCACAACCCUCCUGAUGGAGUCAAGGUGAGUCGAGUCUAUCUGAAAGCCUGAGUGUCUCCCUGCUGCUCCACUUUCGCUCCUUACGGACGACAACCCGGCUGAGUUUAUUUCAGUUUCUCUCUGUCCGUCUUUCUGCUCUCCAGGGAUCAACAGAGAGCAACGCCACCAACGACGAGGAGGAAAUGAAAGGUACGAAAGGUACUCAAGUGUUUUAUUCCCUUUUUCUUGUUCUUACCCACUCUCUCUCUCUCUGUCUCCCGUCAAGUUAAGUGUUUAUUUGACUGUACAGACUGGCAGGUGUUCUGAGAUACAAAACGUGUCUCUCCCACUAUUGACCGUGUGCCUGUGGUGUGUGUGUAUGUACGUACUUAUCGUGUGUGUGUGUUUCUAGCGGACAAUUCGGCGCAGAGCAGCGCCACAGAGGAGAUGCCCCCACUUCUGCCCUCACCUCAAAGCUCACCUGCCAGUAAGUUUAAUCCAUGGCAACCACAAGCUGUGCGGUCGCCACUGGCAAGGACCUAACACCCACCCCCCUACCCAACCACCCACCCACCCACCUACCUCCCCCCCCACACUUCUCCCACCCUGGCUUUUUGUAGUCACUGGCAAUGAUGUCUCACAUCUCUGAGCUCCCUCACUCUGAUCCACCAAGCUUUUUUGAGGGUUCCCACUGGUUUAGAAAACGCAGAUUAUCAUUGUUUAUUUAUUGAUUUUUUAUCAUCGACUUAAUCCAGGAAAAUCAAGAAACAAACGGGGACAUCUUAGAGUUAGAAAUGUUUUUGUAUUGAUUUUUUGAUUUACAAAAAAAGAUAACUUAGAUUUGUUUGAGGACACAAGAUCGAUAAUAAGCUGAUAGAAAGUUCGCAGGUUCCUGACUGAAAGCUUUCAUGUAUUUAGUCAAUUUUAGUUGAUAUUGACUCAGUAGAAACCAUUUUAAGCUGUUUUAAGCUAGCCAUAAAAAACAACCAACUCCCAGUCCAAGAAGGAAAGCCAUGAACUUGUAAGAGAUAGACGCAUUUGACCAAAAUAAUCCAGAUCAGCCGCAUUGUUUUAGCCUGACAGUCUCCUAUCAACCAGGAUUAGUUGACCUAACAAAGUCCAAACUUAUUAAAAGAAGUUAAUCAAACUCUAACUGUAUGAUCAUCCAUCUGCAUUUGAUUACAGCCUGACCCUACAGGCAGUCACAGAUUGAUUUUGGCGAACAUUCACUCCGAGUUUUUGCCUCCAAAUAAAUUUUGUGUUUAUAAUCUGGCGAAUCUUGAAGCUUGUUAACGUCAGAGUUUUCCGGUUUGGCUUCUUUUUAAACUGAUUCCUCAACUCGGUUGUUAAUGCCAGCAACAACUACCGAUCCAGCAAUAAAAACGUGUUAUUAAUAAAUCCGUAUCUUACAGUGCACACUGAAUUCUUACUCAACCUGUGGGCGCUGCGUUUGCGAAAUCACCCGCUCACUAUGAAUUACCCUGCUUAUUACCUGAAGGCCAACUGAAGACUCAAGGCGACACAAGUUGGUGAUUUACAGAUGGUUUUAUUUAUUACACAAAAAUCAAAAACUAGUCUCUUAGAUUCAGAGGUUGUUUUUGCCUCCAUAGCAACAGAUUCUUAUUGGCAUACUUAAGGGGAAAAAUAUGUCAAAUCACAGCCAAGUCAAAGUCAUACAUUAGCCUGCUUGUAUUUUUGUAAACUAACUAAACAUUGCCAUAGAAGGCAACAUUAGCCAAGGUGAACAGGACUUCUGCAGGGAUAUUUGUUGACAUUUCAGCCCCUCGUUCAGCUCUCCUUCUGCCUUGAACUUUGCAGCUGACACACAUUGAAACCCAAACUACCACCAGGCAAAAGUUCAGAUUGUUGACAUUGUUGCUGCAAGACAAAACACAACAUUAAAAUAUCUUUUAAGAAUGCUAUCUGAGGUGAAUGUUUUCACCACAGUGCCAACAGGCUGAGGUGAAAUAUUAUGGGGGUUUGACCAAUCAGAGUCAAGUGUAAACACAGCCAGGUUAUAAGUUAAGGGCAAUUCCUGAUAUGGCGCAAAGAACCAGAAAUGAAUCAGGGAAUCAGCUGUCAGUUUCUAGAAAAAGAACUGAUUAAAAAUUAGAAAGUAAAAAAAUAGUGCUGACUAAUUGUAUCGUACGCUUUUUAAAAGAUAUAGCAUUAAGUCUCGUCUUUACCUUCUCAACAAUCUGUCAGAGGAGACGACACAAACCGAAAACAUUUCGUCGUGACUAACCCGUCUAAAGUUUUAAUUGAUCUUUUUAUAUCUGCUCGCUUGCAUUCGCCGCGCUUUCAUGCCGCCCAGAUGCAAAUUAAUCCAAUGAUCCUAAAGCACACAGCGAGUCUCAGGUGAUCAGUCUUUUGAGUAAAUGUUUCCGAUGUCAGACGCUGUUUGACAAAAGAGUUGCGUUCUCCUAUUUUCUCUCAGCACAGGAAAAAAAAGCCCUCAGGCUGGUGUAAAGAGCUUUGUUAAAUUGAAUGUUGUUUUUUAAUCAUGAUUUAUUAAACUCCAGAGAUGUACCAUCAACUUUUUUUGCCUCGUUUAAGCCUUUAACCAUCUCCUUUAGUAAAUUAAGCAUUUUCAUAAAGAAAAAUAUAACAAAAAAACAGUAAAUAGUGAAACUUUUUCUUUAGUUUUUCAUCGAUACUCUGGAUUUGGAUCAGACUGAAUCAAUAAAUCCUCUGUUUACACCGAUAGGACUGUCUAGCUGUUAAUAAGUGGAAUAUUCCUUUAAUCAGGAUGCAUUACCAGCAUGAAUUGUUUAACACUCUGAUUGCAGACGGUCAUUUCCUGCUGUGCGUCCAUUAAAACAGUUCAGUGUGAGCUCCCUUCAGCAGAGCCAGCCUCACCCUCGUCCAGACUGAAGUUCACUUUGUUCAGGAGAAACUUUUUCAAACAGCAGACUCAUUGUUCGGGUCGCUGAGGAACUGGGACCUAAUUAUGAAAAGUGGAAAAGAAAAAGUCAAGUGUUUUUUUUUUUCAUCAGGGCCACUGUGGGAACCCUAAAAUGUGUGUGUGUAUGAGAGUGUGUGUGUGUGUUUCUUGGUGAUCACUGCAUCUUUCCCCUUGUCCUCCUAAUGUGACAGCUCCAGCUGGAGGAAGCCUUGCUCACCUUGCAGCUGGGUGUCCUAAACCAGCUUCCUUGUCUGACAGGCUCCUGCUGCCCGUCUGACUUUUACUGGAACCUUUCACUCCGCAGAGCAUCAGGUUCCUCUUUGUGCUCACAUUUUCUCCCCCAUUUUAUCCUCUCUGUUGCUUUCUCUUCAUAAUCUUCCCCCCGAUUUCUCUCUCCUGAUUCACCUUUCUCUCCUCUCACAAACCUCUCCCUCCCUCUUCGCUCUAAUCUCUCCACUCACCUCUUCACCUCUUGUCCUGGCCUCCUGCCCUCGUCAGACACACCUGCGCUACAGGACAGUCUGAUCUCUUCUCCUCCUUCCUCCUCUUUCCUCCUCUCCUCCCUCCAUGCUAAGUUUUCCUUCAGGCAUAACAUGAGCUCAUAACAACGGCUUCGAUCCCUCUCUUUGCUAAUCGCUGCAGCUCAUCAGAUGAAACUUUGUUAAUGCACACAAGCGUUUAGAGUCGAGUAGACGUGAGCGGAGCGGGCAGAUAAAUGACUGCACAUCACACAGCAUCAGAGCUUUUACAGAUCUCGCUUCCAGCUGCCAUCUUGUCCUUGUGUUUACCCAUCAGCAUGCCUGUCAUAACCCCACACUAACUGUUUAUUUCUCAUUAAUUCUAACCAAACACUAACACACGUCUCCUUUUGUUUUGGCGCAUGAGUUUUGUGUGCAUGUUGUUAGUUUGGAUGACCACAUGUUCGUCUCUGUCAUCCGUCCACGUGUCCGCCUUUUGUUGACCAUCCAUUGUGUGUUUCAGUUCCACCGCAUGACCUAAAGCGCAUGGCAUGGAACAGCACAGGCAACAGCUCCUGCCCUGACUCUGAGCUCUCGCAGUCCUCCAUGCCUGCCGCUCCGCUAGGGAGCAACACUGUCGCAGCUAUAAACAACACUAAGCAGAGUAAGAGCACCGCCAUGACUAACAAACCUCACCUUCUUGUUCGUCUCGCUCACUGUAGCUGUUUUGUACUAAAACCCAUCAUCUCUGACGUGAUAGAGCUGUAGUCCUUUCCCAGCAUGUUGGCUUGUGUGUUUAGUUAGUUUUUUCUACAAGUUGAGUUAAAGCCCCAGUGAGGAGUUUUAGCUGGUUAUGAAACACUGAUAUUAAAACUAAUGCCUCUUCAUGAGCAAAUCAAACCACCGUAAGAGCUGAUAGACAACUUUUUUUUUAAACGUUUCCACACUGACAUACAGCUUUUUCUACAAUGGAUACUAAUAUCCCUAAAUAGGGCCAAAGCAGCAACUUUCAUACAUGUUCAGGGGCCAAAUUACAAAGUUUAAUUACAAGGCUGUCAUACAUAUGAGCAAAAUUUUUGAUUGUUUCUGACUAACUUGAGGGGUUCUUUAUAGCUACUUUAAAUCCUGUUUUAGUUCACAAAAUCCGAAAAGCUCAAGCUGUCAUCUUUACCCUUGAAAUAAACGCUUCUUCCCCACGAGCUGAGCUAAAAAUGAUAGAUUUUUUUGUCCCUAAAAAUUUGAGGCAAAGCAGUAAUUAGCUCUGAACUGAUGGACCGAUGAGUUAGAGGUUGAUUUAUGUUGGUUCUGGCACCCCCUGUAGACAAAGUAGGGUCUGAUAACUUGGAAGAUCUUUAAAAAAUCAAAAACAGGCUCCUUUCUUAUAACAGUCAAACAAUGAUACCCACUUUAAGUUUUGGCGCUGUUUUCGCAGUGGGCUGUCACACCUCCCCUCUCCUACCCCCCAGUAACAAUUUCAGAUGUUAAAUUUGAAUCUAGAAGAAACCAAAUCAGUUUCUGUCGCUCAUAAUGAGGCAUCUUGAUAAAUUUUAGAGUGUUUCAUAUCCGACCAAAAAUUCCUUACUGUAGCUUUAAGGUGUUAGAAAGUUAUAAUACCUGUUAUAAUGCUUACACUGGAGUUUCCAUGUUUCCAAACACUGGUCGGACUGGAUCUUCAAGGUUUUUUCUGUUUGUUUGCGGGAUACUGCCCCUGAAGUCUGGAAACUAUUGAUGAAAACAGGCAAAAAACAAAACAAGUACUGAAAAGUAAUAAUUUGUUUGAAUGAGGCAGACUGGUGUUUUUCCUUGUGGUCAGUAAAUCCAGUAAAAAGACCAAAACCAGCAAUCUCCCAGUUUGAUUUUCAUGACUCUCUGGUUUACCCUCCUGGUCUGUGGCUCAGCGUAGAUCCUUCUUUACUGAAGGUGUGGUAUUCAAGGAAUUGAUCGUAAAUAUGCUGCUUACAAUCACGAGUUAUGUAGCCUGUGAGUAAAAGUGCGAACAGUUUCCUGUUUUAAUGACGAGUUUUGCUUCUUUUCUCUCUCAGCUUGUUUCAAGUUUCAGUGACGGUUUGGAUCGUGUAACAAAGCUGGCAUGCUUUGAUCACUUUGGGAUUUGAUUAUGCGCAAAUAUUGACACAAAAUAAUCUUGAAUGCAGUCUCACAAAGGCACCAUUACUGCAUCUUUAAAACAGUGUCGCACAAACACAACCCAGUGUUAAACCUCACAAAUCAUCGCUGAUAUGAAAAAUGGAAAGCAUAUUUGUCGGUGAUUUUUCAGCACACUCUCUACAGAGCUUUAGAGACACCAUGGACCCAGAAUGAUCUGUUUUUGAACAACAGCUGAGAAAUGAAACGCAGAGGCGGGCCUCGGCUUCAUUGUUGUCGGAUCGAUUGUUGAAUUUGGACUUCCUCGUGGGAUUCGAUAACAAGCCUCAGCCUUUUCAGAUGUCUUUUAAGAGAUGCGUUGAAACUAUCCAAGCGCUAUCACAAGCGUUAAAUUGUUCGUGGAGAAUGUAACACUCCUUUGAGAUGGUAAAGUUGGAUAUUCUCUGCAGACAUGACAAUAUGUGAGGCCUUACAUAUUUGACAUUAACUUGAAAAAGCCUCCGACUCUCUCUUCCACACUAGUCACAGUCCUUUUUCAGCCUUUCGUGUUUACAAGCAGGCUUUCAGUUUUGGUGGCGGUUUGUGUCUCAGUGGUGUUUUAGUCAGUUUGUGUCGCACAGAAGGUGAGAAGCCGAGGGACAGACGGCGAUGAGGUCGAGCCGCAGUGAGGGAGAGGUUAAAGAGAGAGUGUUGAGCUGCAGAAACAGAAAAGAGAGAGCCUGAAGGAAGGCAGCAGCCCAAGUGACGAGAGCAAAUGUCAUCAAGUAAAACCCACAACAUAGUUAAUUGUUGACUCACUCUCUCUCUGGCUGAACCACAAUCACCAUUAAGUACUUGUCUGUUUCUGUGUGUUUGUGUUUGUGUGUUUCGUUUGUGUGUGUGUGCGUCUCUCCUCCUCUCUGUGCAGCUCGUAAACAGGAGAUCAUCAAGAUAACAGAGCAGCUGAUUGAAGCUAUCAACAAUGGAGACUUCGAUGCCUACACGUGAGUACGGCGGCAUGAGUGCGAUGAAAAGCAGUGGGUGAAUCACAGAGGUAGAAUCUAUACAACACGGCAGCGGGCGUUCGUUGAAGUCGUCUUUAUGUUUUCCCAAGACUCCGUCUCUUUUUCUCUGAUGUCUCCACUGCUUCACCCACUCUCUCCCGCUCUCACUCGCCGCCUCCUCUUUAUCGGUUCUCUCUCCGUCUCAGGAGGAUUUGCGAUCCUGGACUCACCUCUUUUGAACCCGAGGCCCUGGGGAAUCUGGUGGAGGGCAUGGACUUCCACAAGUUCUACUUUGAAAACUGUGAGUUUCCUGUUUCUCUCACACACACACACACAGGCAUGAAUAUUUUUCAGCCCGCCCCAGGGGAAGCUCGGUCUCCGACAGGAUAAGGAUCACCAAAAUGUGCGGUCUGUUUCCCUUUUCCUUCUUAGGUCACCAGCAGCUUCUGAAAUGUGUUAAUGUGGUAAAGAGCUGCUAACUGGCUGAUCUGUAAAAUUUAAGAAUUGCUUUAAGAAUACAAAAAAAAAGACUUUCACAUGUUCACAAAACCAUCAUAACUCCUCUAAAAGGCUUCUCUUCACCAGCAUGAGCACCAAACUCAAAAAUAUUUACUUAUCGAACACAAACAAUGGAAAUCUGCUUUUUUUAUCGUCUUGUUGGAACCGUUUCCACUUAAAGGCAUGGUUGACGAUCUGAGAAGUGGCAGAGCAAGAAGCUGGCCGGCAGAUGAUCCUACGCUAGCUUCAGAUAGAAUUCACCAUAUCGGCUUGCUAGUGACUAGCGGCAGUAAACGCCAGCUCUGCUUUCUAGCACCGUCUGCAGCUGCCUGGACAGCUACUGUGUUGACAUUGCAGAGACUAAUAAGGGUUAAUUAUGUAACAUGAUAGAAGGCGAUAAAAAUUACAAAAUCAACAAAAAUACUAAUGUCUUGGCGUUCGUUUUUCAGGCCCAAAUCCUGUUGUAGCUUUCUCCACCGCUCCAAGGAUGACCCGAUGUUUAUUCGAGUUAGAUUCCUCACUUGGUCACAUUUCUUCUUUGUCUCUAACCUUUCUUCUGUCAGCUUGCGUUUUCUUAGCACUUUUAGCGGUGGGGCAAACAGAAGUGUUUUUUUUUUUUGUGCGUCCUUCUGUCCACCACAGCUCCUGUAGCUAACAUAGUAAGCCAAAAGUAGCGUAGUAGCUGCUAUGCUACUUUUAGCCACUCUGACCUCCGAGAUGGGCCGGGAGAGUGGGAGGGGACAGGUCCAAACUAGGGGAGAGGGGUGUGUCGAAUACAGCGAGGUGAUUGGAUGGAGAGGCGGAGCAGGAGAUUGACCAAUAGGAGCUGUCUGGGACGGAUGACUCCCAUUGGUCAAUGUUUUUGCAGCUCUGCACCUGAACGGAUUUUUUCCUUUUUUUUUUCUCUUCACUUUGUGGAGAUCGCACAUGAUCGCCAUAGAAACGAGGUUCAUAAUAAUUACCAAUCUCUCCAAUCAUCUACCAUGCCUUUCAUUAAAAACCUUAAAAAAAAAAAAAAAAAGUUUGGAUUUUAGAAGAUUUUUUUGAUUCUAGGUGUUUGAAUAUCUGUGAUUAGGGGUUCAUGAGACUGAGAAACAACACGUGUUGAAGCACAUUUACAGUAAAAAGGACCAUUUUUAUUCAUUAAAACCUAUGAAAACAAAACUUUUAAUACUUUCUAUACAACAAAAGUUCAAGUUCUGUUGUAUUUUUACUCAUUUGUUUGUACCAUCAUAUUGGAAAAAGCAACAACAUGAUAUCGGCAUUAUAUCACUUCCCCAUGAAACAGCGGCUGUCACGGUGCGUCUAUUUGAAAGAUGGGCUGAUGAAGAGCAGCUGAGUGUUUACUGUCUGUUUAGUAUCAGCAACAUAUCCUCCAUCAUAAAUUACGCUGAUUAAAAAUGUAUGACGACUGUGAUGUGUACUCCUGCUCCGGUUUCCUCAGAGCAUCGGCACAAUAACAGAUAUGAACAGAGUGUUGUUAUUUGACGCUGUAGAUUAACACCUUUUCAUAAUGUUGUGAGUUAAUGACAGUUAUUUUCUGCCAUUAGCCUUUAAAGAGGCAAUAAAUCAGAAGAGUCAACACCCACAGAAACCCAUCACAGCAGUUCACUGAUUUGGCUGAAUGUUUUUGCCACAGUGUUAACAGGCAGAGAUGAAAUGUUUGUGUGUGUGUGAUCACCUCUCACUGAACCAGGGGAAACUUGACAAGCAUAAAAAAUCACAAACGCCGCUCUGAAAACGCCAUAAAUCCAUCAAGGAAUCCGCCAGGUACGGAUGACAGAUUCAUGACCCGACUCUGUUUACCUUCUCCAGUGCUGAGCAAGAACAGCAAGCCCGUGCACACCACCCUGCUCAACCCCCACGUGCACCUGAUCGGAGAGGACGCCGCCUGCAUCGCUUACAUCCGGCUCACACAGUUCGUGGACACCACGGGCCGCCCUCGCUCCAGCCAAUCAGAGGAGACCAGGGUGUGGCAUCGCCGCGAUGGCAAGUGGCUCAAUGUUCACUUCCAUUGCUCAGGAGCGCCUGCUGCACCACUCCAGUGAACAGGUACUGAUGCAUCAAAGACGAUAAAAAAAACUCUGCAUGUGUGGACUUUUGCAGAGAUCGUCCUCAGAUAGUUAAAGGGAUAUUCCAGCAUAAAAUUAAUUUAGGGUCAAACACGCUGUAACACCGAGUUAGACACCCCCUCGAGAGGUGAAUGUUGCCGACCGCUUGCUUCUAGUUAUACCAACUGAAGUAACGACCACAUGAUAGCAAUACACAGCUGUCUGAAGAGCCAUAAAGAAACCUCAACCAAAACGCCACCAAACAACUCACCUACUCUCUCCCAGCAGCCGCUUGUUUGUAGCGAGACCUCAGGCCAGUCCAUUACAGACUGCUGCGGGGUUAUGCAGCUCAAGGAAGAACAUUUAUGAUCAUUUCUUUAUCAUUUCCUUGAAGUAAUAAUCACCAUAUUGAUCAUUUUGCACUGCAGACGCUGUAGUCCUUCUGCCUUAGCGUCUCGGUCUGAUUGCAUUUCCAUGAAGAAAUGAUCAAUUUUUCGGUGUUUCGGCAUGUUUGACCCCAAAUUAAUUUUACACUGGAAUAUCUCUUUAACAUGGUUAUUACUAUAUAAGGGAGCCAAACACACAAACUGAUCACAUGUCAAACCCUGAAGCAUUUCUACUUUAGAUUCAUUACUGAAGUUAUUAAAACCUGGACCGUUUAAAUCAUGUAAUCCCCCCCUCCUUUAGCGGUUAAUUCUGUCACUCACUGUGAUAAGUAACAAGUAAAUCUUCCAGUUUAUGACAAAGUCCAGCCGGCCCAGAACUAUGACCCCUAAGACGAUCAGUCCAGUGAAAAUCUCUCCAUCCCUGGUCUGUUUUUUUCGUUAAUUAACCUCAAGUGUAAACUUUCUCUGAAGCUUAAAACCGUGACUGACGUUAAUUUCACGGCUCCUCCUCAUUUUGCCUCUAAAUAAGUUUGUAAGUGGUUGAAAACCUCUUUAAGGGCAUCCUGGUGUCCUUGGAUUUCAAGGAUCUGCCAUGUAGUCCCAAAGCGCCCAAAUAAAGUCCAGCUGGGGACCUCUGCCGUCCCCCAUUGUCAUCUUUUCACUAAUUAAAAAAGGAAGAAAUGCCCCAGAAAAGUGUUUUUCUAACCCUGUCCGAUCCUCUGCCUGUUGUCUUUCCUGACCCCUGCGGCCUCUUAACGGCUCGAACAUCCAAAUUAGCUUCAACUUAAAGAUGAAGAACUGCGAACCUGAGCUCAGACGAACAGGAGGUAAACUCUAAACCCUUUCUCUAAUGUGUUCCUCUUCUCCCCUCAGUGGUCCUGAGCCUCCAGUCUACUGGAGUGUGUGUUUUGGGGGGCAGUUUUUUUCAGCGAGCGUGUUUCGGAGGCCCGUCCUCUGCGUGGAUUGGCUAGUGCCAGGAGCCCGGCCGGGCGAGAUCGCAUCCCUCUCCACGUUACCAACCAAUCCUGUCCCCCCUUUGACCUGCUGGGGGCCGGCUGAACACAAGACACCGCCCCCAUGGGAUGAUGCAUGCAUCUGGCGCCUGAUCGGAGGGCGCGUCUUUGCCCUCUAUCCCUCCCCUGGCAGCCAUCUUUUUUCUGCCCGCGCGAGAUGAGACGUCCUGCGUGCGGAGAGGAUUUACAGUUGAACUUGUGACAGUUUAUGAGUAUGAGUUAUGAAUAUGCUGUGUAAAUUAUGACUAGAUGUACCAGAAACCACCAAAACCCAACCAAGCAUUUAUAUUCACUAUCUAAUAAGGGAGGAACAGAAGGGAGAGUGAGGUUAGCAGCUGAGAUUUCGGACACAUUUUUUUGGCAUUCUAGGGAAUAACCGGGUAGAAAGUGUUGUUGCUCGUAAACCCGGACGAAGUUGAUGUUAAAGAAGUAGGGAGACUUUUCCCCCCAACUGAAUUCUAGCGGGAGAAAAAAAAGUCAAGUCUGCUCGGUCAGAGAACUUGAUGACGAGAGAAACUUGAUAUCAAAAACAUGAAGCACCAAAGUGUAGAACUUUAGGCUUUUUAUGUGUUUAUGUGUUUUUGUUUGUUUGCUUGUUUUUCCGACCAAACGGAAAAAAAAAAAUCGUGUUGUUGUGGGAUUUUAGGGGAGGGCGGGAGGGAGGGUUCGAGGGCGUCUGAUAUGAGGUUAUGUGUUUUGUUGUGUUUUUAGCGUCCUGUUCCCUUUACGUUCCUGUGAAUAAUAAAUAACCGGAGCCUCUUUUUAUUUUGUUUGUUUUUUUUUUUGUUGUUUUGUUUUUUGUCUGACUGAUGCGAUUCUCGAGGCUCUUUUGUUUUAAAGCAGUGAGUUUUUUUUUAAAAAAGAGGGAUUUUAUUGUGCAAGUUUAAGCUAACCUGCGCGUGGUAACACGUUCCGUCGUGUCUGUAUGCAGUGGAGGGAGAGAGCGAGCCGGGGAAAGGCGUCUGCGUUUUGCAUGUUUGCCCGCCGUCUCUCCCUCAUUCACCCCCCAUCCCCUCCCCCGCCUUCUUGCUCUCUCUGGAACCAUUCCCUCUUUUAUCCCCUCCCUUCCUUUUUCUCUGCUUUCUGCAAGGGCCUGGUUUGUUUAUAAUCACUGUGUAAAUACAGUGUAUGUAUAGAUAUAUGUAGAAAAGUGUAAUAUAUGUACAUGUAUCUAAGAGACACUCAUCCUGUGCAUUUCGACAUGGGAGCCUCCCCAUGACCUCUGUGAACCCCACCUAGUCAGGAGCAUCAUCUUCCUUCCUCACCGAUUUCGAUUUGCCUUUCCUCUUGCUCUUAAAAGUACUUCCUGAAAAUAUCGGUAGCUCUUAAUCCUUCAAACGUGAUUACACACACACACACACACACUCUCACACUCCUCCUGCGGGCUGCCGGCUCUUGUCCCAUGGCCGUAAGACUGUUUUUUAUUUAUUUUCUUUCAGAGAUGGGAAAUAAAAGACUACCAGGUUGAAAAGUUUCACUCCUCCGCCCAUCAAGACUCUUGAUACCCUCAUCGUAGUGUCCUUAAAUCCUGAUCCCACGAUGCUGUGAGCCGUCUCUUCAUAUCAUAUGCACACACACACACACACACGCCUGGUGGUGUGUUUUAGCUUUGUAACAUAUCUGCACCACUGCUGUGUGACCACGGUGCCACCCUUGCUGUGCUGCUUAAUUGUCUCCAUCCAUCUGCAACAGUCGUAUCUCAAACCCCUCCUCUACUUCUCCUCCUCCUCCUCCUCUUCCUCCUUCUCCUCCUCUUCCUCGUACCAGCGUGUCCCCUGCUCUUGAGAUGUUUAUUUGUACCUCUCUCUGUUGUUCCUCCGUUCCCGUGUUACUGGUUUGAGUUUUUUCGUUGUCGUCGCUGUUGCUGUUGACUUGUCGUUUGGUAAUUUUGCCGAUCUGCCAAGCUGGAGUUCUGCACUCUCCCUCGCACACAGAGAUAUGUUAAAAAGAAAAAAAAAAAAAAAAUCUAACAAAAAGGGAAAAAGAGGGAGGAAGCAAAGACAACACAAAUUCACAGAUUGAGCGAUCACAGAGUGGUCCAGACUAAAUUAUUUAUCAUGUAAUCUACCCUUGGUGGUUUUAAACCGUGCCUGCUCAGUUGAGAGGAGUGAUAACGCAAGAAAGAGAGCGAGAGAGAGAGAGAGUGAAAGAGAGAGCUGGAGUGGGCGUGCAGGUUACUCUGACCUCCACUGUUGAACCAGAGCGGGAGACCUAGUUAUAUGCAUGUUUCAGUUACGCAUUUCUACCAUGUACCUACCUGAAUACGGAUGGAGCUAGUGUUAAUAUAUGAUAUUUGCAUCUUUUGAAAUAAGAAUUUCUCCAUCCAGAAUGUUGAAUAGGUGACAUGAAAAAUAUUUAAAAAAAAAUGCAAAAUUUUUAAAAAAAGGAUUCAGGAGCCGUAGCUUGGUAUGAGGCCCUCGAUGUUAGCGUUUUCCCUGCGUUGUAAUGAUAUACUAUUGGGCUGCGCUUUCUCCCCCAGCCUUCACAUGGAUGCUGGAGUUUUUUUGCAUGAUCAUGAUGUACAAUGAAAUACAACCAUGAAUUGACGACUAUCAAGUGUUUGUCUGAGUGUUAGUUGGUCUUCAUCAUAGCUUUGUUAUUCUUCAAACUUGGAUCUUGAAAGUAUUUAAUAAAAAUACUAUUUCAGCACUGGU